Molecule: messenger RNA, 65746 nt
Organism: Podarcis lilfordi (Lilford's wall lizard)
Lineage: Eukaryota; Metazoa; Chordata; Lepidosauria; Squamata; Lacertidae
Source: the annotation of a GenBank genome assembly
AGCCAUUUCCUGCUCUUUGUGCGUGUGUGUGUGUGAAAAGGAGGGAGGGGGAGAGAGAGGGAGCCUGUCUGCCUAGGACUGUGUGUGUGACACGAAUAGAUCCGAGGAGGAGGAGGAGGCCGAGGCUGUGGCGGCGAAGGUGGAGACUGCCGAGUGGUGGCAGCAGCGGCGCCUCAGCAUCUCUGCCUCCUCCGUUGCCCGCCGCUCGCUGCUGCAUCCCGCGCAGAGCCCAGCCGCAGAGGCCGGCAGCAUCCUCGCUUCCAAGGCCAGGUAAAUUAAAAAAAACCCCACACCGGAGGAUCCCGCCACCCCGCAGCCGGGGAUCCCGGGGGCGCGACGACGAUGGCAUCCCGGCGCGCGCGGCUGGGGGAGCCGCUGUCGAGCACGAGGAGGAGCGGCCACGACUAAGGCGGCGGCGGGGUGGGAAGAUGCCUCUUGGCGCGCGGCUUUCUCGGUUUGGCGAAGGGUCUGCGGCCCGGAGGACGUGGGGGUGGGGGUUGCAUUUAUAUAUAUAUAUAAAUAUAUUUAUAUAUAUAUAUAUGGACGCAGGUGCGGGGUAGUUUUCCUCCCGGCGACAGAAACGACGAACCUUCGUCAACAUCCGUCGCCCGCCCCUGCCUGCAAUUCAUUCAUCUGCUCGCUUCGGCCGCCGACCGUGGCGGAAGGAGGUGAUGGUGGUUUGAUGUGGGGGGAAAUCUGGGCAGUGUUUGGGCAGGAGGGGUCUCCCCCCUGCCAAGCCUGAGAGCCCGUUACCUCCCAAGGGCCGAAUAUGACAGCUUUGCUUGAAGGGCGUUGAACCAUGAGACUGCAAAGCUCUGCCAUGAUUCAAACGGGUUUGCAACAGGCUUCUGGCAAGACCCCGGGCUCUCCUCCCCCGCCCGUAUAUUUUUAUUUUUGCAAGGGGGGGGUGUCACUUGCUAGGGUGCAUUUCAAAGCAUGGAUGCAGGCCUGGCGGGGUGUGUGUGUGUGUGUGUGUGUGUGUGUGUGUCGCAGGUGGCCAGGUGCCGAAAGAAAUUAGGCCCAGCUUGGGUUCCGAAGGAAGGAUUUUCCAAGAGAUCUCCCAGAAUGCCUAGAGCUACCUGGGAUAUUUCAAGGCCUCCUUGUUUAUUAUAGAGCACCAAGCAAGUUCCGUGUGAUUGGUUUGUUUCCUAUGGUGGGGAGGGGUAGGGGUGGAAAAAAUUGUGGUGGUUCCCAGGAUUCUCUGCAAAAAUGAAGUGCUUAUUCUGUCUUUCUUAAUGAGCACAUAUGGUUUAAUUAAGCAGUGGCUUCCAGGAUCAAAUCGUAGCUUGUCAUUCCCUUGCACAGUUGGUCAGUAAUUUAGUCAUUAGGUGGUUGUGGGGUUGUUGUUGUUGCUUUUGUUGUUUAUUUCUGUCUUUUUGGUUAGGAAAUUGAAGGUGUGGUGCAUAGGCAGAGAUAUGUCAGGGUGUGGGAGGCGAAUGGAAAAUGCUCAAAGGGAAAUGAUGUGGAUUCACAGCAAGCAUGCACAUUGUCAAAACUGGAAAAAUAAAAUAAAAAAGAUGAUUAAGUGGUAGAGGUGAAGGUGCAAAUAAACAUAGUUGAAAAAACAAUGCUGCAGAUCAUACUGAAAGAAGCAGUUGGAGCCAAUGAGAUAUGUGGUCUUUAACUUUGUAGAAUUAGAGGUACUGUAAUUCACUCAAAAUAUAUUUCGUAAAUCAAGCUUGGUUUUUUAAAAAUUCUUUCCCUGUCCUGUGUCAUGUACACUCAUAUCUGCAUUCCAUCCUUGAGAAUACAUUUAAACAAUGUUAUACAGAAGCAUUUGUCUGAGUCAAACUUUUGAACCCACAAGGUGUGAGUGGGUUGGAAAUGAAUUAGCUAGUUUAUAGGGCCAAGAAGGUCCCAGAUGACAGGAGAUGAAUUGGUUUUGCAGAGAAUUGCUGCACAAGUCACAGCUGAGAUCUGAGAGGGGGGAAAACAUGAGAAGGGCAAAUAGAAGUGGGUGAGUUCUGAUGGAGCUUCUCUGGACUCUUUUUCCCCAUAUGUGCCUAGUGGGAGUUAAAUGUAAAUAAAUAAAUAAACGAACAAACCAGAAUUUGAAGUUGUAGCUGAAAAGGAUAUUGUUGGUGAUUCAGAGGGGGCCUCUGAGCCAUCUGUUGCUGUCAUUGUGGUGGCUGGGGCUGUGGGGUUUCACAUCACAAUAAUCUUAAGUAAUGAGGUUGAACUGACCUGCAGGAAAUGGAAAGGAAGGCAAGCUGUGAUCAGGUGUUAUUUGUUUUAUUAGGCAGUGGACUGCACUUCAGGAUGUGUAGAUGAUUUUUGGUUGCUUAAAUGUAAGUAAUCAGCUGGCUCCAACUAUUUUAAAAUCAAGCUUUGCUCAACACAGCAGUUCUCAGAGUGAGAGAUGCACCUCUUCAUAGAAGUCAUCUAGGAAACAGCCCCUACCAACCUACCUACCAACGAACUAACCACACUCUUCUAAAGGAGUGUUUUAGAAGUCUCCCUGUGAUGUCAUUGUGUGCAUUUCUGCAUAUAUUCUAGAUCAUCUGUUUUUCUUACAGUUAAGUUUUGUUUUCCUGCAAUCCUUCUCAUUCCCCAACAUCAUUUUAGCUUUUUAUUUUAUUUUAUUUAUUAUGUGUACCUCACUUUUCCACUCCCCAAAGGCAGUGUACAGUCAUUUAAAAUCCGAACAAGAGUUAAAUGCUAUUCCUGAAAGUUGGAAGAUUUUUUGCAGUGGCUUCUGGUGCUAUGUUGGAAAUUGCAGCCAGAAUGGGAAAUUAGAUACACCACAGUACCCAUGGAGAAGAACCAGGGUAUGCACCUGGAGUUGUUCUGACAUAAUAAGUAACUCUGGUUAGAUGGAAAUGGAAACUUCUGUAUUCCUUGUGGCCACCCGAGAAGAGAGGGAGCUGGAGAAGUGUGCAAGCUCAAGGCUUGUGCACUUAAUGCUAAAUCAUAGUUAAGUGUCCCAUCCAAAUGCAGUCAUUGGGUCUUCCAUUUCAACUUGUAUUAGAUAUGUAUAUUCUAACAUUUCAACUAUGAGAAGAAGGGGGGUGUCCCUUUAGGGGUGUAACAAGGAAUUGGCUAUUUGUCUCGGUCUCUACCGCCUUAUAUUCCUGGGAAGGAAAGAAAGGAGUCAGCACAGGGAAAACAUCAAUGCAUUUGCGGUACAGGGCAGAGGAUCAUGAGGUGGAUGGUUCUGGGUGAUUUCAACAUAAAAGCCAAGGUGACUUUGUCUGGUGUAGUUCAGGAAUUCAUGGCCUCCAUGACAAUCAUGGCCCUGUCUUAGAUUAUAUCUCAGCCAGUGCAUGUUGCAGAACUCACUCCUUCUGUCUGGAACAGGUGAUAAUGUCAUUACUUGAUCAGGUUUGACCUGUAAGCUUCCCAGGGGUCUGGGAUGGUUUUGAUGCUCCAUCCUUGCUGGCUGAUUGAACCAGAGGGACCUGGGCUGUCAGCGCUGGCCAUCUGCAGAGUCCCAUCAGCUCCUAUAUACUUGUAGGAGCUUAGAGUAAUUAAGUGAUAGGCUCCACGGCUAGAGCACAGGGUGUCAGACGACUUGUAGCCAAAAUGACCUAAUACAAGUAAGAACUCACUUGAUGUCUUGGCCUGUGAUGGUGAUAAUAGUGACCAAAUCAUCUUUGUCCAUCACCAUUGUGAUAUAGCGUUGUCCACCUCAGUGUCGUCCAACUGUUUUGUGUGGUGAGGGGUGUCCUGUGUGGGGGCUUCAUGAAACAGACCUUGGAACCCAUAGAGGCCCACUAGGAAGAAUUAGCAGUGCAUGAGCUACUGUAAUGUGUUUCACAUAGGGCUGCCUUUGAAUCUGUUUCAGAAACUUCAACUGAUGUAGAACAUAGCCAUCUGGCUAUCAGCAGGGGGCAGGUGGUCAGCACAUGCUACCUUGUUUGGGUUGCCAGUGCAUUUUUGGACCCACGUUAAAGUACUGGUUAUUACCUUUAAAGCCCGGAAUGGUUUGGAGCCAAUAAAGUUAUUUAAAGGAUCACUUGAAGCCAUAUGGUCUUGCCCACAGCUUAAGAACUCAGAGGACUGACUUCAGUGCCUGCCUAUAAAGGCAGUUAGACUGAUGAGCAAAUGUAUAUAACCUGAAAUUAUGGAAUGCAGUUCUGUAGUGAUUAGGCAGACCCCCAUCUCACACAUUUUUUUUUUAAAUAGGUUUUGAUAGAGGGGGACAUAAUGAGUUAACUAGGUUAAGGCUCAGUUAAAGUUUUAUGCUGGUGAUUUUAACAUUUUUUAUUGUUGCUGACUUUUAAAAGGUUUUAUGGAAUGGGUUUGCAUUUUAAAAUACUGUAUGAGAAGGUACUAUGUGGACACUCAGAAAGUGUAGUACAGUAUAUGUCCCUUAAAUAAAUAACUAAUGUCACGCUUUGUAGACAACAAUGAAAGAGGGCAUUUUCAAAUAAUUUGGUGGAUUUUCAUUAGCUUAGCUUAUUGUUACUGAGCAGAAUUUUAUUUCAUAAGAAGUAAUGUGUGCUUAUAGGAAGUGCUUUAAUUGCAUAGCUUCCAUGUCCUGGCUUAGCAUAAAUAUAUAGUCAUCCAUCAAAGCGACAGGUAUUUCUACAACACCACUAGGAUCCCCUAAUUGUUCUUCUUGGUAUAAAGUGUUUAGUAAAGCAGUAUCCCAGUGAAAUAAUUCUAAAGUGAUAGCAUAGGGAUGUGUGGUGGGAAUGAAUGUCUAUUAAUUCAUAGAACUGAGAGAAUGAGAUGAGAAGUGGUAUUAAAAAUGUGGCUGUUCUGAAAACUUUAGGCUGAUGGUAGUUCCGUAAAUGUGUGCCUCAAUUAUAUUGUAGCUUCUUUGCAAUAUUCCGGCUAGUUCCCAUUAGACCAAUGGUCUUCCACAGGUGGGUCAGAACCCAUGGGUUGGCCAUAGUCUGACCUAUGGUCACAGCAGCAACUCUACCACCAUAGCAAUGUAUUAUGUAAAAUCAAAAAUUGGAUCUCUAAGCUCCUUGGGCUGAUGAUAUAUAACAGAUGGGACAGCUGACCCAACUCAUUUUUCAAUAUUAAUUAUUUCUGUGAAAUAUGUGUUAGUUUGGAAUAUGUGGUAUUUACUUUAUUCAGAAUGCACACAUUUUGAUAAUUUAAUUAGAAUGUUUUGGUUACAUCCAAUUAACUAUUACUUAGAGGACAGGAUUCAACAAGUGAGUCCUAUCACCAGAAGGCCUGCACAAGGACUUCUGCAGUGCAACAGGGCUUCUCCCCCUCCCUCCCCUGCAGACCCCCUGCAAUUGGCUUAUGGGGGGAGGGGGUUUGCAAGAACCCCCUGGAGCAGCUCAUGGAGAAGAGAGGGGAUCAGUCCAUCUAGCAAGCCGAAUUGCUUGUCCUGAUAGAACAAUCAAAUUAGUGCUACACUGAAUUCCUCCCAGAGUAGAUCCGUUGAAAUUAAUGGAUAUAACUUAGUCAUAGCUAUUAAUUCAUCGAGUCUACUCUGAAUAUGUCUAAUCUUGGAUUAGAGAUGGAAAGGCCUGAAAAAGGAAGGGGGUGAGGAAUGCCCCACCCAAGCCUUACUUUUGUGGUUUUUUUCUUAAUCAUUCUCAAACAAAAUAAUAUUUUUUUUGACAAAAUAUUUGAGACAAGGUGCUCAUAUAUUUACUAAUCCAAAACAAUUUAAAAAAAUGUGGAACAGCAAGACUUUUAUGCAAAGCUAUGUACAGUAUCAGAUUAUUACAAUUCCUUUACACCGAGGACAAGCAAGUCCUGAGUUGUACAUUGAGGGUACAACUCUGAAAUGCAAGAGCAAGGUACAGCUCCACCUCUUAGAGGGCAAUGCCAUUGUUGCGCCCUGUGAGUUCCAAACCUAGACGCCAGGCCAAGGAAUGGCCUGAGUGGGUGCAGCUACACUGAAACAGAGAGGAGAACAGAAAGCCUUCCCUGAACCUUCUCCAUAUAACCUUCCAUGAUUCAACACAACAAUCAGGAGCACCUUUGCUGUUAUAGGCUCCCCAUAUGAGCUUGCCUAUGGCUUGAGGUUUACUGGGGUGGUCCUUCUGGUGCUUCCAACCCUGAGUGAAAUUUGGGGUUCUAUGACCUACCAGAAGGCCUUCCCAGUAACAACAUCCCAGCUAUGGAACACAGUCCCCAGACUUUGCCAUCAGUUGUAUAGGCCUUUCAUAUGUGUUAAUUAUUGUGCCAAAAAGAUAUAUUUAUAUGAAGGAAAGGGGGUAUAGGGAGAAUCCAGGGCUUGUCUGCAGAGUGGAAUGAAAGGAGGACCUUUUUCUGCUUCCACACUUCCAGCCGCUCUCUGAAGAAUGGAGAAGAGACCCUUUUAAGAAUAUUAGGGGGGUGGGCAGGGGAUGCAUGGCUUUGUUUUUUGCAGUUUUCACAUGAGGACUAGACCAUGCGAAAAAUGAACAUAAUAUUUUAGCUGAAGUUCAUUCAUUUUCAGCUUUGUAUUCUUGUUAUUAAAGAAGUGCACCUAGACAUUCUGUUGUUGCACCCAUAACCUAGGAUUAAGGUGCCAUUUAGCUUCUAGCUUUCAUAUCUCAGCUUCUAACACUGUGGCAGAGACGGCCACCUUGAGUGUCCAGUUUGCAAACCUAAGACUUAAGUGUCCUUCAAUGAUCCCUCUCCAAGGAGGGCUCGCCUCUCUCCCCAGGCAGGAUCAGUGAAUGUGAGUGAGGUGACACUGAGCAAAAGGGAUGGAGGGAAGGAGGGAAAAGACGACUGUGUAUUCCUAGCCCCUCAUGGAAGCACCAUCACAGCCUGAGCCAGAGCUGCUUCUUCCCGGCCACCUCCUCUCCCUGCACUAAUAAUAAUAAACGUGGCAACCCUCUUGCUGCCCACCAGGCAGUUACCCCAGAUGGCCAGCUGGGGGGGGGGGAGGCGCCUCUACUCAGAGUUUCACACUCACCCCCUUCACUUCUCAUCCAACACCCAAGCAGUCUUUUCAAAGCAAGCAAGGGGGCAGGACUCAGGUGACUCUGAGGCCAGAAAAGAAAGACGCUUCUCCACUUCUCAAAGACCGGCUCAUGCGCAAAGGAAGGGACCAGAAACCUUGCCUUGGUUGUGCCUGAGCGGUUCCCACAUGUGGAAUAUGACUUGUGAAUGGAGAGUUUCGAACAGUCCCUAUAACAUUUCCUUUGGCAUAUAAAAUGGUAUUGUAUUUCUCAGGCUCAUGACUGAUGCUCAGGUUGAGAAGGGCUAUUCCUUAGGUCAGAAUUGCUAAGUGACAGUUUUGAUUGCUAGCGGUUUACUGGGAGGCAGUUUUGUGUUGUUGUUUUGGCAGUGUGUGUGCGUGUGUGUGUUGGUUGACCUGCUUGAAUUAUCUGUUUUACAGGUAGCAUUUUGAUGAUUACCUGCUGCUAAUCUUCUAGUAGUUUGACUCUUUGACUAUCCUGCUCAGUCACAACUUUGUUUUUUGGAAUUCUGCAGGGUUGAAGAUGGAGCCGUUCUAAGUUGAUUUCUGAAUCACAUGCUCCUUGUUAAACAUGGAGGAGCUAUUCUUUUGAUCUGCAUAGGAUGGUGACUGCACAUUUAUGAAAGCAAUUGCCCCAGACCAAUUGAGUAGUUUUCCCAUGUUCAUCAUGGAACAAGUGCUUCCAGACAGCACAAGGUCAUCCUACCCUAGUGCUAAUUUUGCCUAGGGAGUUGCUGGUUUAGGCUGGCUUUGUGAUGUCUGGAAAUACUUAAAUACUCUUUUUAGGUCUUCUGUAAAGAACAGAAGGCAUUGCACAGAAAAUAAUUUUUAAGAAAGGGGAGCGGAUCACUUAAGAUUUUUUGGAGAUAGUGUCUUCUGUGCUUCAUCAUGUAAUUUGAAGCAGAGUAUGUGCUGUAUGAAAGGUCAAAAGUCUCCUUGUGUUUUUUGUGGGCAGGGGGGAAUGGAAAAAGUCCCUUCUUUCAAGUUAGCUGAUGCAAUCCACUUCUAGUGUAGAAAGUAUGUAGUUAUCUGUUGAGAGCUUGGUGCUGUAACAGUAGUCGGUCAGGCAUGACAGCGCAGGAAGUAUUGCACCUAUACAUGAACCACAAAGAGUACAGUUUAUAUCCCUCCCACCCCAUCCUGUUUUCUCUUUUGAACACUCGCUUUGUCAGCUCUGUCCCAUAUAAACCCACGAGGCACAGAUGGCUUCUGUUGGCUAAUACCCCCUGCUGACCUUUUGAGGAUCACUGACCCAGUGACCCCAUUGCAGUAUCACUGGAAAAAAGAAGGAACUAUUUGGUUUUUAUGGCUGUGGAGAUGAUGACAGUGGCGGCACUAAGUAGCAGAUGUUCUUGGCUCAUGUGGGAAAGCUUGAUAAUUCUGCCAUUAUAGCAACAAAAAUCUCUCCUUAAAAUCAUGAAUUGAAAAGGAAAAGACAUGAGAUUAGUGUGUAAGCUUUUUCAAGUUGAAUCAAUUGUAGGUAAGGUUGCCAUCCCCCCCCCCGCCCGCCCCCGAAAGGGCUCCUGUGCUUUGAACAGCUGCCCAAGGGUCAGAUACUUUGCUGGGGCAAUUUUUCUUGGUAGGGAAAUUAAAUGGUGGGGAAAGCUGCAUCUGUUAACAUUUCUGCAUGCAGAUAUGGCUCUUAAAAUCACAGGGACCAAGCCAGAAAAAAACACCUGGCAAUUCUAAUUAUGCAGAAUAUGCAUAUAUUUUGCUUCACUGUUCUCAUUUAAAUAUUUUUGUCUGUUUGGGGUAAUGAUAUCCAUGAACAAUGGUGCUGCUUUAGAGGGGAAUAGUACAUCCUUUCCCCUUUCCGUAUUACAGCCAAACUUUUGUAAGAAGCAAUAUUUGAGUGAUAACAAUACUCAGCCAUGUUGUAAGCAAGGCUUUCUAGCUUCAGACCUGCCCUAGCUUCCUUUACUUUCAACAGCAUUUUCACAUAGAGACUCUGCCAGUGAAACUUCCGCCCUCAAAGAAAACAGCAUCUCAAAGCAACCAGCAGUGACAGGAGCAGCCAUGCCUGCUGAACCUCUCAAAGUCAUGAAGCCGUUAAACACACAUGUAGUCUCCUUCAUUUCAUGAGCACAUGCACAAAGAAAUGUGCGGAGCAGAAGCACGGCAUGAAAUCUGCUAUGUGGGAUGGAGUUUGCACUGAAGAUAUUUUGCUUUCUAAUGCGGUUUUGUAAAGAUAAACUUGGGCUGCCGUCCUAAGCCCACUUACCUGGGAGUAAGCUCUACUAAAUGCAAUAAGAUUUCUAAGUGGACAUGAUUAGGAUUGCAUUGUUAGUCAUGUAUCUUAUGCCCAGAAACCAAAGGAACUAUUAUAAAUAGGCUGCAGACAUUAUGUAACAUGGAACGAUCCAGCAACUACAAUAAAUUUGUUGUUAUUGUUUUCUAAGCUUCUCUGCGUGACCAAAACAAUUAAUGUUCAUGUCAGAAAGAGAUGCUCUUGUCCACAUGCAACAUUCCAGUUCUGAGACUAAUGGCCACUUUCUGAGGCACUCCAGCCCUCUUCUCCAGCUGCUGAACACUUCAAAAUGCUAAGUGUUAUCACAUAUCAGGCACCUUAAAUAGGACUUUCAUAUCACCUCGCAUCACCUGGCAGGGAAACCUCAAUGCCAGCUUUGCACAUUUAUCAGUAGGUGUGAACCAGCCCUGAGAUGCACAGAAUAAAAAUGUGACAGAAUCGAACUGUGGGAAAUAACCUCAUUUCAUGCAAGACUGCAGUGAGAUAAACAAGAGUCAUUCACCUCAGUACCUCUGAGGGAAUAUUAUUAUAAUGUGUGCGUUCCUCAAGAGGAUUGCUACUCCGCCUACCUUUGGGCUUGCUCCCAGGGGCAACGAAAUGCAAGCUCUUGGGUUCUAUGAAUGUGUAAGGAGUUCAGCUCCUUCAAAAUGAGAAUAGUUGGUGUGACCCAUAUUUCUUCCUUCUGGAAACCUUUUCUUGUAAAUCACUGACCACAAAGCCUAGGCAGGCAGCUGCUUUGCUGUGACAGCUGUUUAUCACACUUGCCAUAAGGACCUUUUCAGAAUUACCUCAUCUGAUCGUUGUGUCCAUCUGUUGUCACUUCCAUACUUGAGAUUGUAACACACAUUAAAUAACAGAGCCUUGAAGAACACUACAGUUUUGCAGCGCCUACUGGUCCACAGAUAAAUAAAGAUAAGUAGACAUCCAUAAGUCCUUGUACCCUGAUACAAGGGGAGGAAACACAUUCCUCUGCUAGACAUAGACACGUUUGCUCAUCUCCCCCCCCCCAACUCCCCAUUCAGUAGACUUCAGAGAAUGUAGUUUGUCCUCUAAAGAAUCAAUUAGUUGUUUGAUCCAAUCUAAAAUGCCCCAUGGGAAUGUAAAGAUAAUUCAACAGUUGUAUAGUGUGCUCGGAUGAAUUAUCAGAAUUUUACAGACUCAGGAAUAAUAAUUAGUUUAUUCAGCAAUGUCGGCCUCUGGGUUAUAUUGACAGAGGCCAAACUUAAUUGAUAAAACCUCAUAAACAGAAGUAGAAGAGGCAUUUAUUUUAUUGAGCAAUAAUGCCACUGUAUCUGCUGCACUGAAUCUGCACGUGUUCUCUCAAGGUUGUGUUUCCUUUGCAGAUAUAACCACACUUUCCCACCACUCUGCAGGUGCCUGUGCAAGUACUGUAGACAUUAGUUGGUUGUUUCCUUUUUCUGAUGUGAAAAAUAAAGUACACAGAAUAUUAAAAGAAGCACAUGAUCAUUCCAGUUGAAUCAACUGGAUAAGUAGAAGCUUUUGAAAGAUGCUGCAAAAUAAGGGAAAUGUUUUCUGGGUGUCACUUGUGAAAGUGUUAUCAUUGAGGACUUCUCUUCUGAUAAACGGGGUUGGUUUCUCCAUACUCAGGGGACUCCAUAGGUACAUUAAAUUAUAAAGUUUGUACAUUUUUAAAAAGCAGAGCAGAGUUCCCAGAGUGUUACUCGGGACUGUUUGUGUAUGGAAAUAGUUUAAGACAGUGAAGCAAUGCUUCUUAAAGCGGCUGCACCACAGUAAUGGUGUGCUGUUGGCCCAUAGUAUGGUAACCACAUUACAAGGUUACUAUUGCACAAAUGGCAUGCAGAAGGUAGUCACAAGAUCUUUAGAUACACAAGGUACUAGAAAGCUACGAAUUAUCCUUGUACCUCUCAUCUGUGUCUCUUUUAUCUCUCUCAAGACAAAAACAUUUAUCUACCUGCCCACCAUAUGAUUGUGGUGUAGUCUUGUCUUAACUGCUUGUGUAUGUAAAUCAAAUCAAGUCAACGUGGUUUUCCUAAUGAUCUCAAUGAUCCACAUGUGGGCUACCAGCAGGCUAUCUUAAUGCUAUCUUAAUGCGGUUUCCCUUUGGAAAUGCAGCCAUGCAGCUUUGUCCUAUGCGAGUUUACUCAGCAGUAUAUGGAGUGUUGUUGGCCUGGUGAACAUUGGGGCCAAGUGUGUAUAGUAUUACAGCCCAGUCUGCAUUCUAAUCCAUAGUUACAUCUGGCUUAAUUCCCACUGGUUUUAAUGGGACAUGUGUUUGCAUGUUGGCCUGUUGUCUAAUUUGAUUCCAUUUAUUCUGAAUCCCUAAGUUUUCUGGCACUGGUUCUCUAACAUAAUCUUAUUUUCCUUGAGUUUAGUUGUGAGUCUGAAAGCUUGGAGCCAUGACGACUCACGUAACACUGGAGGAUGCUCUGUCCAAUGUGGACCUGCUGGAGGAGCUGCCAUUACCUGAUCAGCAGCCAUGCAUCGAGCCACCUCCAUCGUCUAUCAUGUACCAGGUAAACAGCAGGUCUUCAAACAUUUUAUUCUAGGGCCUGCAUGCUUUUGCCGUUCAUUUCUGCAGUUCAUGGUAUUAUGAAGUCAAGCAGAAAACAUUGUGAUUGGGGAAAUAUGUAAUACAGUAAGCAACAAAGGAUGACUGCAAAGGUUGCAAGGUUUCUAAUUGGGGCAAUCAGAAGAAGGUCCACUAUUUGAUUGAUGAUUCAUGACCCUAAACUGUGUUUUAUAUAAUCGACUUUUUAUUUUGUUCUCUGUACAUCCCAAUGUUCUUUUAUUGCUAUGGCCGAUGGCUGACACAAAUAGGCUGUAGUGAAGUAUUUUGCAAACAUGCAAAGUGGCAUAUCCACUGGUCACAUCUGUUACCAAGUUAGACCCAAAGUAUCACGUGGUGCAACCAGUGUAAAUCUUCUGCUAAAACUGGUCAGUGCUACACGAGCUGAUGUUACACCAUGCUCUUUUAAUAAUAAAUUCUUCCAUAAGGAGUUACAAAAAAACCCAGGGAAGUUGUUUCCUGUGUUGGUCUAAAUAUUUUCAACAGAGCAAGAAGCUGAAAGGUUGGGAUGGAGGAGGGAAGCUGAGGGUGAUUAAAUCCUAUGUCUCAAUUUCUUUCUGUUUUGACUAUUUAGAUAAUAAAAAAUGACUGAGGUGGAAGAGCGCUUAUACCACUGAGAUUCCAGGCCUUAAUAAAGUUUCAGUACUCUUCCCUCAUAUAUAUAUAUUUCCCUCUCUCGCAUUGCAUGCUUUCUCUGGGUAAAGUUUGACUGAUGCUGACCCUGGUGAAAGCACGGGAACCUUUUCUUGUAAAAUAGUUUCCUUCCUGAGAUUGAUUGACUAUCUUUCAAACAGGGCUAUGAUCCCUUUGCUUCCCUUUCCAUGCUGUCUUGUGGAAACAUGUAUUGGUUAUAGGUGUGCAUUCUAAGCACAGUAAUGAUUAAAUAAACAUGAAUUCACUCAUCCAGGUUGUUGGCUGCUGCCUUGUGAAUGACCACACCAUACGGUUUAUUAAAACCUGCUACUAUGGCUUCCCUUGUUGACUAAUUACUUGAGGUGAUAAAAGACAAUGACACUGUAGUGACUGCAUAAUAAAUCUAUGUGUUCCAGCUAUCAAAUAAGUGUUACUCUAUGUGUGAGAGCUUGCUCUAACUGCGAGCGGCAUUAACCCUUGCUUUUUGAUUUGCUCUCAGGCCAACUUUGACACCAAUUUUGAGGACAGAAAUGCCUUUGUAACUGGCAUUGCUAGGUAUAUUGAACAAGCUACAGUGCACUCAAGCAUGGUAAGUGCCAUAGAUUAUACACAGCUGCCUACAUUAAAGGAGACUCAGUGUACAGUUGGUUGAAGUGUAAUGGUUUUUUUGUGGUAACCAGCGCUGCCAUUCUGCCAAAAUGUGUGUCUGUCUUCCAGAAUGAAAUGCUGGAGGAAGGGCAUGAAUAUGCAGUGAUGCUUUACACCUGGAGGAGCUGUUCCAGGGCCAUUCCCCAGGUAAGAUGUAUGGUUGGACUCAAGCCCAGCCCACUCAGACAGAAAUUACAGUCCAGGGGAAAUAUAUAGAAGAAUUGCAGAGCACCUGGGCUAAGGUAUUGACAUAGGGGCUCUGAUUUGGGUCUUGGCAAGGAUAAUACACGGUUUUCAUCUUCUCACUAUGAAAAUGUUCAUGAAGCGGUGCUGAGUUUGUGUGAUCAGGGUGGGGUGGCUUUAAGAGGGGAUUAGACAAAUUCAUGGAUGAUAAGGCUAUCAGUAUCUACUAGCUAUAAUAGCUAUGCUCUUCUUCCAUGGUUGGAGGCAGUAUACUUCUGAAUAUCAGUUGCUGAAAACCACAGGAGGGGAGAGAGAUGUUAUACUUAGGGCCUGCUUGCAUUUAGUUGGCCACUGUGAAAACAGGAUGCUGGACUGGUUGGGCCAUUGGCCAGAUCCAACAGGCUUUUCUUAUGUUCUUAAGGGCCUUUGUUACUGGGUCAGGAGCUUGUCUUCUGGGGAUCCAAAUUUUCUCCCAAUGUGUUUGUUAAGAUGCCCAUAUUAAACACAAAUCUUAUUUCAUCUGCAUAAACUUCCAAACGCCAUACAGGUCACAGAGAAUAGCAUUGCACUAAGCACUGUUAAGGCCUCCUCUGGGCUAUUGUGAUUAACUUAUAAAUACCAUUUCCAGUGUGAAUUCAGUAUGAUACCAGAUUGCUCUAUAUGCAGCCUGGGAAAUACUCUAAUUCAGCAAGCAGUGCUGGUAUUGGUGCCAUUAUGGACUCCAAGCUGGAUCAAUAUGCAGUUCUCCUAAGGGUUAUCUUUUGCUGUUUGACUAAUGCGUCCCUAUCCCUUUAGCCUUUGUAAAUCCCAGCUGAAUAUUUCCUUGCUUCACAUGAAUUUUUGAUCACAUGCUCUAGUUUCUCGCUUUGAUCACUGAAGCAUAUUGCAGGCGAAUUUAUGCAAACCAGGUUAAAAGACCACUAGAUCAUACUGAUGAAGGGAAUGACUCUUAGGAGAGAAAGAAAAAAAUUGUGCACAAAUUCUUGAGAGCCUGAUGUAUCUACUUCUGUUGUUCUGCCUAUCUGACAUGCAGUGUAUGCUACACUUCAGUUAACUUCACAGAGGCUUCGUGUGUAUUUAUUCAAUCUGUUUCUAAUUCACCUUUUAGGUCACAAGCACUCACAAAACUGAUUACAAUAAAAAUCUAUGUAGGGCACCAUCAAUAAAGCUUGGUGGAAUAAAUAAGAAAUCUUUUGGUGCCGCUUCAAGGCCACAAGAGAGGGAGGCAACCAUAAUUUUGGGGGAGGUAAUUGCAGACGUUUGUGGAGCCAUCACUGAAAAGGCUCUUUCCCUAGUACCUGCCAAAACAAUUGACUUUAGUGUCAGGCUAGAGAACAGGGCCUUUGAAGCCAAUAAUUGGGCUCUGGCAGGUUCAUAUAGGUAUAGGCUGUCCUGCUACAGAAGAUCUCUUUAUUCAGCUAGUCAUUUAAUAUAUGAAAAUAAGUGUAGAAUUUUUUUUGUAACCUGGUCUUAUUGAGUGUGGAAGAUUUUUUUCUUCUAAAGGAAAAUAAUUAAAAAGCAGUGUUUUUUAUUUAAAUUGUUUUGGAAGAUAAGAUUUGAUUUAAUUAAAAACCCAAAAACUUUAGAAAAUUUAGAAACAAAAAAGAAUAAGCGAUGAAAAUGCAAAUGCAAUAUUAUGAUGUCUUCCCAAAUGCAAAUAGAAACAAAGUGUUAAGGAAAUAUAAAGUAUGUGCUGCUGGCCAAAGAUCAUUUUUGAUACAUAUUACUAUUUAGAAAAUGCUCACAAAAUUAUCUGGCUUGGUGACUCUCCUUAUCACAGAUCUCUGUCACGCUGCUGUAAAAAUAAAAAAGCAGAACAUUUGUCCCAUUAGGAUAACUAAUGAAAAUAGGUGUUGUCCUUCAGGUAAAGUGCAAUGAACAGCCAAAUCGGGUUGAGAUUUAUGAAAAGACUGUGGAAGUCUUGGAGCCAGAAGUUACAAAGCUCAUGAAGUUCAUGUAUUUUCAGGUAGGUUUCAGGGGGAGCUUCAAAAUUCCUGUUUCAAUAUGAUCUCCUUUGCUCAACAGCAUGGUCAGUUCUGAUGUUGCAGAGUAAAGCUGAAAAUGCUUCUAGGAAUGUGCCUUAGUUCACCGUAUCUCAUUGCGGGGAGGUGGGAGAGCAGUGUGCUUGCUUUAAAUUUGGCACACUUGCCAAAAAUGUAACAUUCUUUUCAUUCACAUAGCUGACCUAUUUGAAGUUCUUAGUUGACACGAUUCAACUUUGGGUGGGAUUCAGCUAAUGAGUCCUGGCAGCAGAAGUCCUUGCACAGGGCUGGGGAAGGGGGGAUCCUUCCAUCUGGCAAGCCCAAACACUUGCCUUGACGGAACGAUCGCCUUAGUGCAGCAUUGAAUUCCUUCCAUACUAUUUUCAAAACUUUCUGUGCCUUCCCCCUGUUGAGUCAACAAACUACUUGCAUAACUGAUGGUGGGCAAAGUUUUAGUCUCUCAAAUUCAGUUUGGGUCUUUACUUGUGGCACAUAACAUAGUCUAUAAACGAGCAAGCCGUAGAAUAUGAUCUCAGAUGAUGACAACCUUUUGAAACAGGAGUUUUUCCUCUUUAACGUAGCAGUAUAAAGAACAGCAGCCAAAUCAGUGGUCUGCCCAAAGUACCUAAACACCUUUUUGAGGGACACUAAAUAGAACAGCAAUGUUGGGGUUAGGUCUGAGAACCAUUUUCUGCUUCAGGUAUGCUGCUCUGAGCACCAAAUGUGGGUUUGUUUUCUUUCCUGUAAGAUCUGUCAGCAGUUUUGAACAUGUGUUUUGAGAUCUGCAAUUUCUACCUGAAAAGCUGCAGGGGACAAGCAGAAGAGAACGUUAACAUUUCAUUUUCACAUUUUAUUCAUCUCAGCAGAGAAAACUGCCCUGCUGCUUGCUGAGUUGAUAUUUGUUUAUUUCAGACUAUCUAUCUAUCUACUAACUAACUAACUAACUAACUACAUACAUACUAUUCAACUACUUUUGCUGCUUGAAUUUUGCUCGUCGAUAAAGCUAAAAGGUCAAUAUUUUGAACAAUGAUUUCAACUGCUGGGUGGAAACAUGGUAAUGUUGAGGCUGAAAAGGGGAAAGAGCAGGCGAUGGGAUCCUGAUCCUAGUCAGAACAAGGCUAGUCUCAGCAACUAUUUGCUCAAGGCCAUCCCAUUUCACCCCACCUCUGAAUUAUCCAUUUGUUGCUGUUUUCCAGAGAAAGGCCAUUGAGCGAUUCUGCAGCGAGGUAAAACGUUUGUGUCAUGCAGAGAGAAGGAAAGACUUUGUUUCUGAAGCGUAUCUACUGACAUUGGGAAAGUUUAUCAACAUGUUUGCUGUCCUGGAUGAAUUGAAAAAUAUGAAGUGCAGUGUCAAAAAUGACCACUCUGCCUACAAAAGGUGAGAUUGGUGAAUGCCAGUGCAUUUUUAGUGUUGCCGUUCUGAGAGGGUGAAUUGUUGGGACCUUUGGAAUUAGGCCCUGUGUUAUUCCAGCAGUCUAUGAGAAAUAUUUAGCAGUAGAAAUCUAUUUUUAGGGAAGCAAAGAUAAUGAAACGGAAUGCUUCUCUUAACCUUAUGGUAAAGGCUCUUUUUACAGGCCUGUAUUACAUGGCCACAAACUAGCAUAGUAUGUACAGAAAUACCCUGGUCAAGGUAGGAUUUCUGUUGUCUUUCAGAGCAGCCCAGUUUUUGAGGAAAAUGGCUGAUCCCCAGUCUAUUCAGGAAUCGCAGAACCUUUCCAUGUUCCUAGCAAAUCAUAACAGGAUCACACAGGUAUGGUAGUUUUAUAUUAUUUUUUCUCCCGUCAUGUGCUCAGUUAAGUUACUACUGUUUUGCUUUUUAUGUGUGUUAUAAAGCUUUAAUUCCUGUUUUUAAGUCGUAGGCUGUCAUCUUGAACAUAGAAUUAUUUAAAUAAUUAAAAUUAAAUAAUUUAGCAAAGUUAAAUAAUUGACCUAGUCUAGGUUUGUUGUCAGAUUGUUGUCACCCCCAUUAAACAUUUUAUCCUUGCAACAAUCUGUGAGGUAGGUUAGGUGGAGAAAGAUUGACUGGCCCAAGGUGCCCCUUUGAGUAGAGAUUUGAACUUGGGUUUCUCCAAUCCUUGUCCCAAUGCUUCUCAACUGGUAUCCUCCAGGUGUUUUCGGCUACAAUCCCCACCAUUCCUGACCUUUGGCUAUACUAGCUAUGGCUAAUAGGAGUUCAGUACAAAAAAAUAAUAAUAUUGAAGGCACCAGGCUGGAGAAGGCUGCCCUAACCAUUGCGCCGCAAUUCCUUUGUACCUGCAUUUGUUAUCUGGAAAGGCCAUAACCAAUACUUAUUGGCUCUGUACACUGAAGUAAUUAAAUUAAGUUUCACAGUCUUUAAACAUUUUUAUUUUUGUCCUUUGUUUGAAAUUACUGAGGGUCUUGUGGGUUGUUACGUUUUUUAAGUGCCUGCAUCAGCAGCUAGAAGUCAUUCCAGGUUAUGAGGAGUUGUUGGCUGAUAUUGUGAACAUCUGUGUGGAUUACUAUGAAAACAAGAUGUACUUGACGCCCAGUGAGAAGCAUAUGCUCCUAAAGGUAACGUCUCUACCUCUCUCCAAAGAUGACUUAUCUGUCUCUUGAUCUUUCCCUCUCUCAUUGUGAUCCUUGUUCUAAAAAUAAAUGUUUUUAUGGUUCCUGGUUAUUUUCCUCCCCAUUUUGCUUCCACUUUUUUUUCUUUUACCCAUAUUGUGUCAGGCUUAAGUUCCACCUCUUCAUGAAGACACAACAGCCCUUUAUUUACAAAUGGGAUCAAGUCUUUGGCAGAGUCAGUUUAAUGCCUCUUCCUUCCACAUAUUUUACUACUACUUCUACUAUUAUUAUUAUUAUUAUUAUUAUUAUUAUUACUAAUAAUAAUACUUACACCCCACUUCAUAGCCCUGACAGGCUCUCAAAGCAGCUUGCAUAAGAUUUCUCACAAUAAAAACCAUAUUCAGGUCUGGUAUCGGGUACAAAAAUAACAUAGUAUCCCUACAAGUUCCUUCCCUCAUCCUUGGUGUUUCCCUUAGGCCCCUGCCGACUAGGCAACUGGUGUCUUUUAAGACAAGAGAGUGGGUUUGAGCAGCUGACACUCACUCAGCCCAUGAUGUAGGCAAGCCUUCCCUUGCUUUCAGUUGCCAGUUGCCAGGCAACAGUUCCCACUGACGGGAGGCAAUUGAUAUGUGCCUGCUUUGAGAGACCAUUACUGUCUGAAAAGUGGGAUAGAAAAGUAAGUAAUGUACCCUCAGAGAAUAAAGACCAGUCUUCAGGUGGUGUGAAACAUUUCUUCUCCAGUUUAGGAUUCUACCCUUGAACUAAGCUUCCGAGCCACACAAAAGGCAAACUUGGUGUAUCUUGGAAACAUUCCUCAUUACAGAGACCGGACCUAUUCCUAGCAUUACCAUUUAAAAAACAACCCUUACCUCACCUGUGUUGUCAGUCAGAGUAGACAAUAUUGGGCUAGAUGCACAAAGUCUGGCAUAGUAUAAGGCAGCUUCUUAUGAUUAUUAAUGAAUUUCAGAAGAAAUAAAAUUGGAAUUGAUAAGCCGUAAACACCCCUAGCUGUGAUGUUGGAUUAGCUUAUAACUUUCCUGAAAAUAUCACUGUUCUUCCCACCAGACCUCUAUGCUUAUCUCAUUUUUCUGCUAGGUGAUGGGCUUUGGUCUCUAUCUCAUGGACGGAAAUGUCAGUAACAUUUACAAACUAGAUGCCAAGAAGAGAAUCAACCUCAGUAAAAUUGACAAGUUUUUCAAGGUCAGUGUCUGGCAUUGCUUUGGCUUAGGAUUGUCUCCAAAGGAAUCUGUGGUCAUGCUGCUUGGGAUAUCUGUCUGGGGCAAAGCAAGCACAAUUUGUGAAAGAUUGAGAUGCUGGAAUGCAAUUGCAUUGGAAAUCUUCAGUGUCUGACAUUACAGUAAGCUGAACAGCUGAGUUUUUGUUUGAUGCCAUGUUUGUGAUAUUGGAUAAAACUUGCUAAAGUUGCAGUCUCAACCUGCUUCUUAGUGUGCCACUCUUUCCCAUUUCCAUCACUUUUCUUUGAGGAAUAUUGUCAUGGUGCUGCUAACUGUCCAUAUUUGCAGCAUUUCAGAGUCAUUGUACUCACGUUCGAUUUUUACAGCAUGGCUACGGACUUUAUAUUGGGUAGGGCAAUCUGUUCCUAUGUUAUGCAACAGGUAGACUCCACUUAUACCCAGAUAUUGUGCCCACAACAUAUAAGCUGUGAGCUGCCAUAGUGAGAGUCCAUUUCAGUCCCUGUUGAAAAUGCUGUAUUCUGUGUUAUUAACAAUGCUUUCAUUACCAUGAGUGGUGAAUUUAAGUGCCUUGGAAUUUUAGCUACAUAGGUAGGCAGGCGGGAGGUGCUGGGGUCAGUACUGUACAAUUGCAAAUGAAGCCUUCCAAAUGUGUUGAGUAUUUUAACACCAUGCAAAUAUGCUCAAAAAAGUGUAACAAAAACUACAGGUGCAUAAUAGUUGGGAGGGGACAGCUGGCUGGAUAAUGUGCUCAUCAAGCCCUGGCUUCGCACCAAUGUCAACCAAUGCAAUGUAGAUCAUAGAAUGUGUCGCAAGCAGAAGGCAAGUACACUGUGGAGAGGAGCCAAAGAACAGUUCUUCAGAUAACCCUGCCAUCUUCAGUAACCAAGACACCAAUAUCAGUUUUUUGAAAAAUGCCAGUGGUGCCUUACUGCUUUUAGAAUGGCCUUAUUGGGGUGGACAUUUGACAUAGUUCCACUUGCUCUGCCAGUGUGGAGAGAAAUAAAAUGGCAGAUUCACUGAGGAAGAGCAAGGGAGCAGGUUGAGGUGCUCCCUGGAAAGCCACAUUUCGUUGAGAUUCUGCCUCUCCUCAGUGUUGUCACAUGUAAUGUUUUUAAACAUGGCAACAAAAUUUGGCAGACAGCAUAUAUUAAAAAGUUCACAAUUUAAUCGUUACCUGUGUUACUGGCAUCCCAUGAGUGGACCCAAUGACCACUUGUAAACUUUGUCAACCAAGUUUUGGAAUUCUGAAAUCGCUUCCUGUGUUAUAUGAAAAAUGAGUUCUCAUGGCUGAUGUCUAUAUUGUGAGGGUAAUGAAUGUGUGUAGGGGAGUCACUUGACUGAAAACAUGUGGCAAAAAUGUGUCCAAGAACCUCAGCCGGUCAUGAUUUAUGUUUUCCAUGUGUUUCCAGAGUUAACAUGUUUCUUCCAGUCUUGUAGUGGUUACAACAGAGAUGCACAGGGAACAAAGGAAAACUUAAUUUUUUCAAAAUAAAUUUCAACAUAAAGGAAUUUCACUCCUAGUAGCUGUAGCAUGGAGGGUCUUGCCCUUUUAAGCAAUGUUAGAACAAAGUACAGUGAUUCCAAAUAGCCAAAGCUUGUUUGAAAACCUGUGCUGUUCAUUCUUUGGGAUGACGUUUGCAGACCGUUUUUCCUCCCAGCAAUGCCUUCGGAGUGACCUUACAUCAUGAUGUGGUGUUGUUACAACUGAGGCACUGGGGGGGAUGGGGAACAGACAGGCCAACUGUCUGCUGACUACAGCUGCUGCACACUACCAGUUGUGACAGAAAAAGUAACUUUCUAUUAAAUAAAAGUUUUAUUAAAAAAUGUGUUUUGGGCCCCAUUGUUGCCUUUGAAAACCUAUCCAGUUUUCGCUGCCUGCUCCAAAAUAACUUGGUUUUCUUUUCCCAUUUUACCCACCCCCAUCCCAUCCCAAUUCACCCCACAGAUUAUCAGCAAGAGCUUUGGAACUGUACUAUUUAUUCAUAGCCACACACUAUUCCUGUGAUGAAGGCAAACUAGGAUUGUCAAAGUUUAAACCUCUGGGGGGCCCCCACCCUUAGCAGCAACUUGACCUAUACCACUGCCAGAUACAUUCACCAGCUUGUGACCUCUGCUUGCUGUUGCUAGCUAAUUAAGAAAACUGUGUUCCACUAUGAAGUGUAACUUAAGAACUGCAGUUCAUUUUAGCUUAAUUGCAUCCCUUUGGCUGCACGCCAUCUGUUGCUCUUCAGAUGUGACAAUAUUACUCUUCAUUUACCAGCUGAACGAUGUAACCUGAUCUGUUUGUGAUAGUAGCUUCUGUUUAUCAACAUAGUCUCACUCCCACCAGCAGGGUCCACUGCCAAGGACACUGAGUAGUGAAGGGAGUGAAUUUUUUCAUUUAAGGUACUUGUAAGCUUUUUGACCUUGCCAUCCUUUGAAGCUGUGGGCUGGUUCCAAAAUGAAUUCCAGAGCUCCCUGUCACAUACAUAUGGGUGAGAUCUACAUGUUGUUACUGGUUUGCAUGCUAUAUUUCUCCCAGGCGUGCAAAUGACACAGUGACUCCUGUAUCCAACAAAGGAUAAUACAGAAACCAAUUUCUGAUGAAAUGUGUUUCAGAAAUGAGAAGCACCAAAAAUCUACAGCCUCACUCUUGAAAUUUAAACCCACUGAAUUCCUGUCCAUGUUUUAAUACAGUUAGCGUAAACCGAGCUUUGUACCAGAAGAAGAGAGAAGAAAUUGCAAACAAAAUAUUAGGGAAGAAAUGUAUCCCAGACUACAGUUGUUAACAUCACAGGAAGAACAACAGAAAGUACUGGGUUAAAGAGACACUUCCUGUUAAAAGGGUCAAAGCAUGGUGAUACCCUUUCUCUUGUAGAACAUUGCUGCUACCGUACUAUGUGUUGUUUUUUUUCCUGUGUCUGUUUGGGCAAAGCAUCUCAAGGCUGAAUUUUCAUACUGAUUUUUUGAUGAGUAGUUUUAUUCAUUGCCAGCUGUCAUAUGCUCCCGUUUAGUGAGUUCUGAAUAUUUACUGGGGUACUGAAUGCUCCCCAGGAUAUAGUAACAUCUCACUAUGUAGGUAACAUCUUGAGAAGAAAUGAUCACCGCGCAAAAGUGACUGUCAAGAGUCAUGGUGAUUUUACUGUGUGAAUCUGGUUUGAGUCAAUGAAACAACUCAUGUAUGCAAUUCAUUACUCAAUAAGGCUCUUCGCUGAUCCAAAAGUUAUUAGGAAGACUGUUCCAGAACUUUAUUCAUCUCUGGCGGUUAAGUACCCCUUUCUCCCCCAAUCUCUUGUAUUGCUCUCUCAGACCCAAGGGAGCCUCUCUGCCUUAUUUAAACCAUCUUUUGUUUUUUCUUCCAGCAGCUGCAGGUGGUUCCUUUAUUCGGCGAUAUGCAGAUAGAGCUGGCCAGAUACAUUAAGACCAGUGCUCACUAUGAGGAGAACAAAUCCAAGUGAGUGCCUGCCAUAAUGUCUCUUGGCUUUGGUGUGUCCUGGUCAAGAGAGGAAGUUGCCAGACACUUGCAACUCUCCUGCUCUCGUGUGUGAGGUCUGUGCAUGGGUGCCUGCAAGUGUGUGUGUGUGUGUGUGUCCAUGUGAUUGUGUUACUGAGUGUGACUCUCUAGUAGUGAGUUCUUCGAGGCCAGAUGUGUGUGGAUUCAUCAUUCCUCAUCCUUUCCUUGCUGUACCUUGGGUGAAAACCCCAAUCUUGUGCAGAAUUAGGUGUACCUAAACCCACUGAAAUAAAUUGUUUGGUUAUAGUCCAAGCUAUUCUCUGUUCCAGCAUAAAGAGUUCUUGCUUUGGAACCUUAUUUAUCUUUCUCUGUUCUGUCUCUAUUUUGACUGAGCCAAGGCUGUGCCCCUUUAACGGCACAACCAAGGAGCAGUUUUUGGACUCAAUAAACUCUGACUCUUAUUAGAGCAACAUCUGUAUUCCCUGAUAGUUCCCCCACAUCUUGCAGAUUUUGUCACUGACUACUUGCCUAGAGUUAUCUGCUUCCUGCUAGCUAGUGCUUCCUCCUUUCAUCUCUUUCAGACACAUGAUCUCACCCAAGCUAGUCUCAGAAGCACUGAUGUGAGACAAUCUAGGCAAGACCCAUAUUGCCCUCUGCGUUCAUUCCUGCCCUACCUUUUGACUGGAUCCUUACUAGCUAUGUCCCCAUACCUAAUCUUACAAAGACUUUCUGGAUUACCGUCAGAAUGCUCAUUAGUUAGACAGAUGUGCCAGUACCUUAUGUCAGUUUUCCUCAUCCUGGUGCCCUCCAGAUGUUGAAUUACAAUUCCCAUUAUCCCUGACCAUUUUGCUGGCGCUUACGGGAUUUAUAGUCCAGACCAGCUGGAAGGCAUCAGGUUGAGGAAGGCUGCCGUACACAUCUGUGUCUAUGCUUAUCUAUGUACAUGCUGUUCAUAAAUUGUGAGCCUGAAUAGGUAUAUCUUGAGGAUACCUGUAGGUGACUGCAGGUAUGAGUGUGCAAUCAGAUGUUGGUGGUUUGUGCUUAGAAAGGAUAUGAAUGUAUGAAUGCCAGUAUCUGAAUGCAUACAGGUGUGUUUGUACUUUUACAGACUGAUAGAUGUUCAUGAGGAUUGGAGCAAGUUUGAUACUCAUUAAUGUGUGUAUAUGGAGUGUGCUUAUGUGAUUGCAAGAACGUGUGCAUGUGUGACUGCAUGUAUUGUGAAUAUAUUUGUGAAUGCCAAGUUCAGUGUCUGUACUUACCUGUCUGCCACCUGUUCUUGUAUGCUUUUAUGCUUGGUGACCAUGAAUGCAGCAGUUAUGAAUGGUUGUGCUGUGGAUGUGAAUGAGGUGUGCCUGCUCUGGGUAGUUUUUAUCCGCAUUUUUCAAUAGGAUCUAAAAUUCUCCAGAGCAUGGACACUGCACUUUCUCUAUCUGUCCGGUACAGACUACCCUACUUUUUUUCUCAGGGAAGAUAGUAGGGGGUCAACCUUGUAUUGCAGGAAUUUUAAACGGGUUUUUCAACGAAAUAUAAGGUGAAACCCACUGUUUCAAGCUGCAACCUAUUUGAAGGGAAUUGAUGACAUGGAUGUGGACACUGAACACCAAAGUAUGCAUACAACAUGGCUCUGCUGCCUUAGAUAGCAUGUCAGUCAUUGCUUAGCGAAGAUCAAUUUAAAUAGAUACACUGCUGAAUAUUCAUUUGGUGAUCUCCCAUCUCAGUUCAUAUAUGCAACUGUGUUCUCUUGAAAUGGAGGUACAUGCAGCAAUCUCCACGCAGUUGUGUUUCAAGCAGCCAUCCGUAGGGCCACUUACAUGCAUGAGUUCUAAAGACUGCUGUUAAAUGUGUUGCAAGAACUUGUUCUAUAUCACCUUUGCUGUAAACACCACCUUUGCUAAAAUAUUGGUCCACAUCUCUCAGCUGGUAUGUAGUGAACAGCAACUUCCAUUUCUUUUACACUCCACAAACUGGUGCUGUCAUUCUGUGACUUCCAUGAAAUGACCGUGAAUAUGCCAAGUAUGUGAAACUUGUUUCAUGCGCUUUUUGCUUGGAUUCAGAGCAAGGCAAGUCCAUGAAGUAAUCGUAUAUAGGAAGUGAUCACCCUUACAGAGAUUAAGCUUUCGAAAAUGGCAGUGUCCUUUGGGUGCAUAUUUAUUUAACAUUCUGAAGGAUGUAUACAGCACAGCAUUAAAGCUAAGGUUCUGUCAGAGCAAGGACAUCACCUUGCACAAUGGAACAUUCUCCCUCUCUUCUACCCCCAUGUGCCAACUAAAGCUGUUCUGAAGUUUCCCCCAACUCUCCAGAGCAGAUUUGGGACGGCACACAAAGGGAGGAAAGUGGGAGGAAGUCCUAUUGUGCCAGUAGUAAUUCUGCAUGCAAAACUACUUCAUUGAAUACUGCCCUGGAUUUUGUCAUGGGUGUAAAGUAUCUAACCAGUGGCUUCCCUCACCAGCAUGUAUGUGUGGUUUGUCACUGAUCAUCCUUACCCAGGCAUAGGCAAACUCGGCCCUCCAGAUGUUUUGAGACUACAAUUCCCAUCAUCCCUGACCCACUGGUCCUGUUAGCUAGGGGAUGGUGGGAGUUGUAGUCCCAAAACAUCUGGAGGGCUGAGUUUGCCUAGGCCUGUCCUAACUUGUUCCACAGUCUGUUGGAUCCUAACUGUCAUGAACUAAUUUCCACGGUAUAUGGAAAUGUUUUCCAUUUGUGGAAGCUGUUUUAACAAUUUGUAUGUUUUAGUCCCAUUUCAAAUAUCUCCCAACUCCAUCCCAGUAUAAAAAUGUGAAAUAUUUCUUCCAACUGUCCUCACUUACUAACAAUUCCUUUUUCAUUCAGUUUUCAGUCAGAGCAGCAUGGCCCCCUGCAACUUUCUCCUCCCAGGGAGAACAGAUUUUGGACUUUAACGGGCUGCAGAAAUGUUUUCCUGCGCUUUCAUACCCUGUCCUUUACUUUUCUUGCUCCUUAUUCAUUUCACCAUUGUGCCGAGAUGCAAUUAACUAUGUUUUUCUUGUAUGGCCUUAUAAUUCUGACCAUCCCUGUUAACCCGCCGAUUCCUUUGGGGGAAGCAGGACACUGAAAGGGUAAGAGCAAAGUAUUGAGAUCAUCGGACAUCUGAAGAUAUAAUUAGACAUGACCAUCCACUGUGAGCAUAGUUCAGAUUCCAAAAAUGGGAUAAAAACAAUAUAUAUGCUUUUAUACUGAGAUUGUGUGACAUCUGAAGAUAUAAUUAGAGAAAGUCAUCUACCGUCAACAUAGUUAACAUCUGCAUCUACCACAAUAUCACUGAAGAGAGCUAGUUCAGAGUCCAAAAACAGGAUAAAAACAGUAUCUGUAUCUUUAAAUAGCUAAUGACCAAAAAACACCACAACACCUAGCAGAUUUUGAAUAGUGGAACAACAUGGCAAAAGGCCAAAUUGCACAUCAUGGUAAGCCAUGGUUGGUGGCUUAAUCAUGAAUAAGCAGCAUUCUAGUGCACACACCCUAAUCACUCCCACUUUGUUCUUCCUCUUAUGUGAAUAGGAGCAACAGACCAUGAAACUUGGCUUUUUGCUAUGUCCAAAUCUGGGGUUGUCAUUUGUUUCUUCUGAAAGACCACAAUAACAAAUCCAAUAUUUGUUCUUGGCUUGCUGAUAUUGUUUUGGGGGGAGGAACAAACCAUGAUCCUGGUUCAAACAUAAUGGCAAACUAAGUUGCAUUGCUUGUUGUUCCUUCUUGCACCAGAGAAGGAGUAAUUGUGCAGUUUGUACUAGCACACUCCUCAUUCUUGGUAAGUCAUCAAUAAUGGCUUUCUGUGAUAUGCAAAGAGGGUCAUUUUUUACUUGUUGCACCUAUGUAUUUAUUUUAAGCAUUUAUAUGGCCAGUUAUUGAAUCUGUAAACAAUGCACAUUUAUCACAGGAAAUGCUAGUGAUUCAAUUCAAACAUCAUACAAAAAGUUUAACUGUUGUUUUGGUGUGAUGUACAAACUGACAAGCUGUAGUUUGAAAUUGGCCAGUGAACCAGAAUUAAAAAACAUACAUCAAAGUGGUUUGAUGUGAUGUCUAAACUAACAAACCUCUAGAGGCCUGUGCAGAACAAAAAUUGGGGGAGCAGACUAGCUAAUUUGCCUGUACAUUUGGAAACUCAAACCAUGGUUUGGGUUCUAAACCAUGGUAGGAAUAAACCAUGGUUUGGUGUGAUGUCUGAACUGAAUCAAUGAAUUAAUUCAUUCAAAGUCUCAUUUACAGAGAGCUACUCUGAUGAUUCUUUUGUGCCAGAUAGGUAUAAUAUAGGUAUAAUACACAGAGACCCUGCAACUCAGUUUGUGGAAUGGGGUUUUUUGUUACUUUUUGUUGCUGCUGCUGUUUUUGUUGUGAGCACAUGAGGACUACUGCAGCGUGCUCUGAAGAUGGUCCAGAAGCUACAGCUAUUGAAAAAUUCUGCCACUUGGAUUCUCGUGGGGGCCAGAAAAUAUGAAUGCACAAUUUUGUUCUGGUUGCUCUGAAUACCAGUAGGUUUUUUGUCCCAACGCAAAGUGCUGGUCUUAACCUUUAAAGCCCUCAGUGGCUUGGGUCCAGGUUAUCUGAAGAACCACUUUCACCCCUGUAAUCCUUGCAGUAUGCUAACAUCUGUCCCAGGGGUCCUCCUCAAGUUCCCACCAUUAAAAUCGGCUAGGUUGGUAUGUACAGGGCAUUGUCAGUGAUGGCCCCCAAAACUAUAGACUCUCCUUCAAUAAACUUUUAUCUUAUCCCUUCAACCGUGGCAUCGAAGGCUUCCUUUUCAUGCUGCCUUUAAUUGAUACCAGAGCAGCUUCUCGGAUUAAUCUCUACACUGGUUCUGCUGUGACUAUUUGUACCUUGUUUCUCACUCCUUUUUAAAUUGAUUUUUGAGGACUUAGCCCUAAAAAGUGGCUCAAAUCCUUCAAAUAAGACAAAGUAUUUAGGAGACUUCUCCCAGCUGCUGCUUUGGGGUUUCAGUCAUACAUUCACAAUAAGAGAUGCUGAAGACCAGUCUCCCUUUUCUCUCAUGUCAGUCCAAUUUUCUCCAUGACUGCAAAAUAAGUGCAUUAUAGAUGCUUCAUGAAGGUAUGAAAGAUGAGGCCACAGUGUUGGCCUUGGUAAGUAAUUGGCUGUGUAACAUGUCAUCCAGAGGAAUAUUGACAAGCACGCUUUCCCAUGUGUUGACCGGGUGAAGCAACAAGUGAAAGAAUUGACAUAUUUACAGAGUGAUGGAGCGAAAGUGUCUCAAGCAGUAACUGUCGCUCCACUGUGUUGCGUGUUACCCAGUCACAUAAAGGCGUUGGUUUUCUGCCCAGGUGGACAUGCACUCAGAGCAGCAUCAGUCCCCAGUACAAUAUCUGCGAGCAGAUGGUUCAGAUCCGAGAUGACCAUAUCCGCUUCAUCUCCGAACUUGCUCGCUACAGCAACAGUGAGGUAAGCUUCCAUGGAGGGGAACAAAGGCCCUGGAGCAAUUUGUGGAAUGAAAGGGGGAAAGGUUGGAUGUAGACCUGGGGAAAUGCUCUGAAAUGCUUAGUGGGGAAAUCUCAUCUGUAAUGUUAGAGUGCAAAUAAAACCACCCCUCGAGCGGUGGCUAACUACUCUGUUUUCCGGGUUUACUUUAUUCAGUAUUUUCACUGCCCCUACCCACUUUUAGCCAGCCCAAAGGAGAGUAGCAUCCUGGUUGUGUUGUCUGUUUGUUUUUUUAACUUGCCAUAUCCCUAGGCUAAACUUUUUGUGCCAUGCUUUUAAUCUUCCUGUGCACUGUACUUCUUCCUGUAAACUCCCCACUGCCACAUACUUUCAACCUUUCUCUGAACUUUUUGGCCUUCUAUUGCAGAAGACCCCAAAAUCAAAAGCAACCAUUUUACAACCUAAAGACAAAUGCAGAAUGGCCAAAACUCAUCCUCCAAACCCACCAUCAUUACAGAGUCCAUACCCACUCUGUAAUGUGCCCCUUUCUGAGGUUCCAGUUUUCCAUCUCUGACUCCUUAUUCCUGUUUCGUUUUCCACUUAGGACCAUGUCUCAGUUCUUCUGCACCAGCUCCCUUUUCUUCAGGGCUGUCAUUUCCGUUUUUUGUACAACUGUUUACUUUUUCUUGCUCAGAUCGGAAACUCAGUUAAGGGAGAGGGUAGUACUUUUUAAAAAAGAUAUGAUAGUGGCAUUGUUAAGCAUGUGUCCCUCAGACAGAGGUACUUAUCUGAUGUUCUCCAGGUUGUGACUGGCUCAGGAUUGGACAGCCAGAAGUCAGAUGAGGAAUACAGGGAGCUUUUUGACUUGGCUUUACGGGGACUGCAGCUUCUGUCCAAGUGGAGUGCACAUGUUAUGGAAGUGGUAAGUAGUGGCUAUAGACAUAGAAUACUCAGGGUAUCAGAUGUGUUUAAUUCUUAUUCAGCCUGAUUGGUGGCCAUCGAUUACCACGCAACAAAACUUAACGUAAAUAAAGCAAGGAUUUUGCAUACAGUGGAGGAGUUGUGAGAUCGUGAAAUGGUUUCACUAAGAUUUUUCUCAAAUGACAAGCGGUGGUUGAACAAUAUCUGCUUUUGUUUUCUCUAUUCAGUAUUCUUGGAAGCUGGUCCAUCCUACUGAUAAGUUUUGUAACAAAGAUUGCCCAGGCACCGCUGAGGAGUACGAAAGAGCCACACGGUACAAUUACACCAGUGAGGAGAAGUUUGCGUUUGUGGAGGUGGGUGGCUGCAUUGUCUCAAUACGUUCAAAGUGGCAAAUGUCUCUUGGAAAAGGGUGGUUGGAGUGCUAGCAUGUGAGGUUCAGUAUAGGUAAAGGUAAAGAGACCCCCGACCAUUAGGUCCAGUCGUGGCCGACUCUGGGGUUGCGGCACUCAUCUCGCUUUACUGGCCGAGGGAGCUGGUGUACAGCUUCCGGGUCAUGUGGCCAGCAUGACUAAGCUGCUUCUGGCGAACCAGAGCAGUGCACGGAAACGCCUUUUACCUUCCCGCCGGAGCGGUACCUUUUUAUCUACUUGCCCUUUGACGUGCUUUCGAACUGCUAGGUUGGCAGGAGCAGGGACCAAGCAACGGGAGCUCACCCCGUCGCGGGGAUUCGAACCGCUGACCUUCUGAUCAGCAAGUCCUAGGCUCUGUGGUUUAACCCACAGCGCCACCCGCGUCCCUGAGGUUCAGUAUACUUGGGGUUAAACAUUUUCUCCUUUGGCCAAGUUGUUUCUGGUAUGUUUUUUUCUCUGUAAGCAACGCCAGUCCCACUGAACACUACCUGUGUUAGGGCUUUUCCAUACUGUACUUGCUUUUCUCCCUGCUCUUUCCAGGCACAUGUCCAUGCUUUAAAGCUCCAUGUCAGAGCACCUUUUUCCUUUUUCUUUCUCCUAUAAAAACCUGCUCUUUAAAGCUGAAUCAGAGCAAAUGGCAAUUUGGGUUUUCUACAGAUUCCCAUUUGCUCUGAUUCAGCAAUCCAAACAUUAGUUUUGGGGGUGGGGGGAAUUGACUUGGCAUGUUUCCCUUCACUACAGAAGGGCAUUGAAAAUAAAGGUCCUUUUUUAUCUUUAAUUACUCAGGUGAUUGCUAUGAUAAAAGGUCUGCAGGUGCUCAUGGGCCGCAUGGAGAGUGUUUUCAACCAAGCCAUCAGGAACACAAUAUAUGCAGCUCUGCAGGAUUUUGCUCAGGUGACACUGAGAGAGCCACUAAGGCAAGCUGUCAGGAAGAAGAAGAAUGUCCUAAUCAGGUGAGGCUGGCCUUCCCAAUACAAGCAAAACGUGGCUGUGAAAUCUUAAGGGAGAAACCAGAUGCUGCACUCAACACAAUACUGUCAAAAAUGGCAGCCCUGAAUGCAGUUCCCCCAGAGUUAAUCCAUUUUGUGGCAUUAUCACAUUAAGCCUUUCCCCUCUGAUGUUCCAUAUCAUUGGCUCCUUCUGAUAGGGGUGGAGCAACACACAACUGAAUGAGGUCACUGCAGGAGUUAGCAUCUCUGAACAUGAGGGAGGGAGGGGAAAUUUGACAUGCGUUUGGUGGCAACUCCAUGUCAAUCAUAAUUUAGUUCUACUCUUAAAUGUUCCUUUGUUUCUACAUAAUACUCAAGAGCUGUGUUGAAAGAAAAGAACAAUAGCAGCUAUUGACAUGGUUAAAACCAUAAUCCAUAAUCUCAGGAUGUUCCUAAGCAAUAAAGACAAAGGUUCACAAUCCCCCAACAAUUGCAGGAUUGUCCAAGGGCUUGUGUGAAACCAUAGCAGGAUGAUGAUGAUGAUGAUGAUUGGAUAAACAGACAACACCAACAUUCCCAUGUAUUUAAUAAACUGCUUUAUUAAUAAACUCCAAAGGGCCACAUGCAUAGAGUGUUUAUGUAUAAAACUCUGACUUUCCUGUGGCUGGAAGGUAAGGAUCACAUAAGCUGUGUGACCCAUUUUGGCCUCUGGCCACAGUACCACUGGCCCUAUCAGGUUUCCCAUGAGGUACUGUGGCCCCAAGGCUUUUAAAAAGACCCACACUGCUCCUGUAUUAAUUGUAUCUUUGCAUCAGUCCUGUGAGGUAGGCCAGUCUGAAGAAACAGUGAUUUACUAGGCCCUAUUCAGUGGAGAGUUGAAUCGAAUUUCUUUCAUCUUCCUAGUGUCCUCCAGGCAAUUAGAAAGACAAUCUGUGAUUGGGAGGGAGGGCGUGAGCCUCCAAAUGACCCCUGUCUGAGAGGCGAGAAGGACCCCAAAGGCGGUUUCGAUAUCAAGGUCCCACGCCGAGCUGUAGGGCCUUCUAGCACACAGGUAUGUACCUCCUUCUCUGCUGAGAGCAGUUUGGGACUCUAAGAUGUUGUGUCUGUAAACUAAACAUUUAGAAUGCUUUUGUUUCAAAGUUUCUCUUUAACACCAGUCACGCUGUCUUAAUUAUAUCAUGUAUAAUUAUGUAAUGUGUGAAUUACGUUCUGUGAAUCGCACUGUCCUUAGCAAGUAGGAUGUUGCAGUUCGUAACAUUGUUUUCUGUUCUAAACGUGCAGUUGGUUCGCAGUUCAGCAUUAAACACAUUGGUUAUAAAAGGAGGAGCCUCUCCAGUAACAUCAGCCUGCUUGUCCACUUUUCCUUUUCAAGGAGCCUUGAUCCUCCUGACAAACAGAUAUCAACACUAUUAACUCAGGUGGUGUAGGUCACAUCUUGGGUCCUCUGGAAGUCUGGUUAGAUCCUCUCACCUAAUAGGUGAUUGGCACUGUCAGAAAUGAAAAUCUAGUAAAUGGUGCUGGAGUAGUAUGUAUACAUCAUGGAGGCUGGAAAUGGUGUUUUCAUUCCCCUCCCCCGCCACAGUAGUUCUCUGAGGGACAAGAUAUUAUUCCAAUCAACAUAUAAUACACAGGACCUUUCAUAUUCAUUGGUUUGGAGCUAUUUAAAAGGUAAAGGGACCCCUGACCAUUAGGUCCAGUCGUGGCCGACUGGGGUUGCAGCGCUCAUCUCGCUUUAUUGGCCGAGGGAGCCGGCGUACAGCUUCCAGGUCAUGUGGCCAGCAUGACUAAGCCGCUUCUGGCAAACCAAAGCAGCGCACGAAAACACCAUUUACCUUCCCGCUGGAGCGGUACCUAUUUAUCUACUUGCACUUUGACGUGCUUUCGAACUGCUAGGUGGCAGGAGCAGGGACCAAGCAACGGGAGCUCACCCCGUCGCGGGGAUUUGAACCGCCAACCUUCUGAUCGGCAAGUCCUAGGCUCUGUGGUUUAACCCACAGAGCCACCCAACCUGGUGCCCUCCAGAUGUUUUAGAUUCCUGUUCCCAUCAUCCCUGACCAUUGGCCAUGCUGUCUGGGGCUGAUGGGAGCUGUACUACAGUGUUCCAGGUUGAGCAAAGCAAUUAAGUGGCAUGGGAAAUAUAAAUUGCCAAUAAUAAUAAUAAUAAUAAUAAUAAUAAUAAUAAUACAUUUUAUUUAUAUAAACAAGCUUUUGAGCUGGAAUUUUGUUAAUAGGUUUUUAAGAAAAAGUACAGAUGAACUCACUCUUGAGCGGUCAUUAGCUGUAGGAGAUGAUGCAGACUACAGGCAACCUCCCAUUUAUGCAGGGGUUACAUUCCAAGGCACUGUACGCAUCAGCGAAAGUGUAUAUAUUUGAAAAACAAUUGGAAAAGCCUACAAACAUUCUUGAAAACCCCUUAAAAAAUCCAAGCUCUCUCCAAACUUUGCUCGAAACCCCAACCCUCCAUAGGCCUCAGUGGUUGGUGCAAGGGCUCUUGGGUUUGCACUUGCAAAGGUUCUUGGGAUUGCUAAGUGCUGUUUCCAUGCCUCUUCUGACCUUUCUAGGUUUUUGCCAUUUUAAAAUUCACUUCUGGGUUUUGCGCGAUUUACUUGGAAGUAAAUUUUAUUGUGACUGUAUGCGCAGUCACGUACAUAUUGAACACACGUAAAUAGGGGGUUGCCUGCAUAAUAAGAAUAAUCACUCUCCUCUUGCAGCUUUAUAUGGUGAGAACCAUGCUGGAAUCGCUCAUUGCAGACAAAAGUGGCUCAAAGAAGACUCUCAGGAGCAGCCUGGAUGGACCAAUAGUUCUGGCCAUUGAAGAGUUCCACAAACAGUCCUUCUUCUUCACUCAUCUUCUCAACAUUAGUGGUAGGUAGUAACAGUCGCAGGUUUGAUAUGAAUGCAUGUUUGAUGUGUGUAAUUCGUCAAGGAUAGUAGCGUCUCAGGCAGCCUUUCUGUUGAUAUGAAUACAUGUUUUAUAUGAGUUAACAUUUCAAAGGAUAGUAGCAUCUGGGAGAAUCUCUCCCAUUUGCUGUAGCUCAUCUUAAGGUGCUUUUAGAUCUGGAUGUGAACUUUGUCAGAAAUUGCUACCAUGUGUGUUUAAACUGUUUUCUUGAAUACAGUAGUUUAUGGUCAUGAAGCAUGUUUAUUUCUUAAAAUAAAAAUCGUAUAUCAUGUACAUACUCUUUUCUUAACUCAUAUAUGCUUUUAUAUCUGAUAUAUAUUAUAAUUUAUAAUAAUAGCAGAUGUAGACUAGCCUUCUGCUCAUCCUUCAUAAGUGUUAAACCUUCCUUCGCUAUUUGUGUUUGUAGAGGCCCUCCAACAAUGCUGUGACUUAUCCCAGCUUUGGUUCCGGGAAUUUUUUCUGGAGUUGACCAUGGGCCGCCGGAUUCAGUUCCCUAUUGAGAUGUCUAUGCCUUGGAUUCUAACAGAUCACAUCCUGGAAACCAAAGAACCUUCUAUGAUGGAGUAAGAGCUCAAGGACGUUGUGGAAUGCAUCUGUGGAAAUAAAUGGGUUGGAUAUCUUUGAGAUGGCAAACUGAAGGCAUUUGUCUUUAUUGUGGCAUGUAUUCCUUCUAGCAUGUAAAAGGAAAUAGUGGCCUAGUGUCUAAGGUCAGGUACUAUUCCAUCUUUACUUGCCUUUCAUUUGGGGUACAUUGUCUCCUUUUGCCAUCAGAAGGGUGGAUGGCAAUGAGGACUGUCUUAAAGGGUAAGCCAGAUGUUUUGCCUAAUGGGAGGGGCUCCUCAGGUGAUGCAUAAAAUCGGCAUUCAUCGCUCUGGUCUUUUUAGAACCUGUGAAACAAGUGAGAUUGAUUUAUGGCAGUGGGGGGUAUGUUUCACUUGGGUAGUUCAAACUCUUCCAUCAGUUUCAGUUUGUGUGUGUGAAGAAAUUCGUUUUUAAAAGUCAGAGGAUUAAUAACAUGCAUUGUUAAAUUGUAAAUAUUGAUUACAUUUUAUGCAUGAAACUAAGUUUCCACUGGGUGUGCUUGGUUGGUUUGUUUUUAAACACAUUCUUACGAAGUGUCCAUAGCACACUGAAAUGCAGGUCCUGAUCUCUCUGACAGGAAGCUGCCAUAUUCAGAGUCAAACCAUUGGCCCAUGUAGCUCAGUAUUGUGCAUGCUGACUUGCAAUAGCUCUCCGAUUUCAGGCACGGUUCUCUCCCAGCCCUUCCUGAGGAGGCCAGGAAUUGAACCUGAGACCUUCUGCAUGCAAAGCAGAUGCUGUACCAGUGUAAUAUAGCCAUCCCAAGGACAGUUUUUGGUACUAUAUCUAUCAGGUCUUCCGUUCUCUGCCAUCACUGGCUCCCAUUUGCCAUUCUUCUUACUUCUUGCACCCUUGGACAUGACCAUGCUUCCCACGUGCCCUUUCCCUUCUUGCUCAUAUACAAAUACUUUUGAGUGCAAGAUUCCACGCACUCCAGGUUGGCUUUAGUGCUAAGUGAGCAGGCAGAGAACUUCUGCUUUAAAGAAGAAAGAAACGGAGGUGACUGUCAUACCCAAACACUGUGCUGGCAUGUCCUAAGCCUGUUUCCUUCAUUGCAGGUAUGUGCUGUAUCCAUUGGACCUCUACAACGACAGCGCUUAUUAUGCUUUGACCAAGUUUAAAAAGCAGUUUCUCUAUGAUGAAAUUGAAGCAGAAGUGAGCUUAUUUUCUUUUUUCUUACCUAAUUGUUCUUGUAACUUCAUAAACAAUUGUCCAGUCUUAUGCAUUUUGGUCCUAAAGCCUGUUUCUUUCACUCUUCUGACAGGUCAACUUGUGUUUUGAUCAAUUUGUUUACAAAUUGGCAGACCAGAUCUUUGCUUACUAUAAAGCAAUGGCUGGCAGGUAGGAGACUUCUGCUCGGUUUUGGUUCAAUUGUCAAAACAUGUCAAGCUUUUAACUGUGUUGUAUCAGCUGCUUCCUUAUCUGAAGAUCUUAUGGCUUGUGCAGGUGGUGAGAUCACAACAAAUAUACAUUGCUGGAAAAUGAGAGGAGAUUGUUAGCACAGAGUUGAAAAUGGUCCAUGUUAAUAACACAAACUGCUUAGUAUUGCAUACUCUUUAUUGGUAACUACCUUUUUAACAACUAAAUAUUGUCACUUAUCCAAAAUAUAUUGCCUAACCUCUGUUCCAAAUUUUGCACCAUGGAAACAGAACUUCUAUGUUAGUAACUUACAGAUUUUUUCAUGCACUAAAUCCCACAAUUAAUUUGAUGGUUCAGAUACCCUUGCUGAAUGUGUAUAGCAUAGGGGUAGCCAAAUGGAGACCUCCUGACUCUGUUGGACUUCUGGGGCGCAUCAAGUUCACCACCUAUUGCCUAGCUCUACUUUUAGGUGAAAUAUUGUUAAUAACAUAAAGCUAUUCAAGUAAAAGCAUUGACAAGUUGCUUUCCAAUUACAGUGUAUUAUUGGAUAAACGAUUCCGGGCUGAAUGUAAGAAUUAUGGAGUGAUUAUACCUUACCCGCCAUCCAACCGCUAUGAAACGUUGCUCAAACAGAGACAUGUCCAGGUACAACUUAAGUCGGUUGCAACAAGAUUCCCAGUCUUUUAUAUUGGCUUGCCAGCUGGGGAGGAAUCGUACAUCAAGUUUACAUUCCAGACAUCUGUGCGUUGCCAAUCUCUGCCAUGCACAGAGAUGUAAAUAUGAAAGCCUAAAUAAUUUUAUAUAGCACACCUCAGAUCCCAAGCCAGCCAAAGUUACUCUUGUAGUUGCUUCACCUAUGGUGAGAAGCAUCACACACAUACAAACAUUUUUUGGCCAUUAAAAGUAACUGUGUGAAUGUACUCAUAAUAUGAUUUCUAUCCCUAGUGAAAUAAUGGGCUUUAGUAGAAUGGACAGUUAUGGUUGGCAUUUCUCAUCCAUUCAUCUCAUGGCAUACUUUCAAAUAUGGAAGCGUUCUCCUUUUUAUUGUUUCCAUGGGAACAUAGGAAGCUGCCUUAUACUGAGUCAGACCAUUGGUCCAUCUUACUCAGUAUUGUCUUGCUCACUAACUGGGAGCCUCCCAGACAGGGUUCUCUUUUAGCCCUGUCUGGAGAUGUGGGACUGAACCUUCUGCAUUCAAAGCAGAUACUGAGCUACAGCCCUUCUCGCUCAUAUGCCCCAGCCAGCAGGGGUUGUUUUACCGACUGAAGCUCCACUUCAUGCAUACAAUUACUCCCUUACCCUCAAUUUUACUACAGUGGAGGAAGCAGAUCCUUGUGCAUAUUCCUUUGCAAGCAUGGGCUUUCCCUGGCUGCUGAAAUGAAUGGAUCAAAAUCCUUACCCCCAUUUUAUUAUAGAUAGGCCAACUCAUACAUUUGGGGUACAAGUUAGUUCUUUCUCUCUGCAUAGUAAUUCCGAAUCAAGGACCACUUCUUAAUCAUCUUCUCACUUGCUGUCUGUCUUGUGACUUCCACAGCUGCUGGGCCGAUCCAUCGACCUAAAUAGACUCAUCACUCAGCGUAUCUCAGCCGCAAUGUACAAAUCACUAGACCAGGCCAUUAGUCGCUUUGAAAGUGAGGAUCUGACAUCCAUUGUGGUAAGUUUUCCCAGUGGCUCUACUAAGGCUGGAUGACAGGAUACAGGUUGGAGGGGGGUGUUCCUAAAUAACAACUGUAGUAACCUCAACAUGUUUUUUCUUUCUUCAAUUUUGUAAGUUUUUACAUAGAACAGCUGUACUGUGGAGAGAAGAUCCAGAUACAUUAUUUCUCAUAGUCAGAAUGCCUCUGGGCACCAUAUGAUCUUUCCCAAGACCCUCUCAGAUCUGGAUUAAGGCGAGGAAGCAGAAUGGAAAGACCUACUUCCCAAUGCACAAAUAUUGCAUCUCUAGUAUAUUUAUAAUCCCCAGUGGAGUCUAUUCUCUUAUUACUAACGUGCUUACAGUAUGUAGAUUCAGGUCUUGCUCAUGGAUAUGUUACAAUCAGGAAUCAGAAAGGGAAGUUGUCAAUCCUAAAUGCAUCUUUUGAUAAUGGUGCCAAAGGAGACUGUCCACAUUCACUGGACCUAUCUCCAGAUGGGGGAAGAACUGUCAACAUCCUCUAGUGGUUGCUGAUAGCCUCCACACCUUGGGCAUUCAGCAUAACAUACCGCAUUUUUCCAUGUAUUAGACGAGGUUUUGUGACUCAAAAAUCGUGUGAAAAAACGGGGGUCGUCCAAUACAUGGACAGUGGAAUGGGGGGUGUGUGGCAUGCCCGCCAGCCAGCCAGUUGGUGGGAGCGCAACUUCCUCCGAUGCUGCAGUAAGCGGGAAACGAUCUAGGGAGUGUUUCCUGCACACAGCUGCGUGGGUGGGAGAAGCUGUGUGCCUCCAGCCAGCUGGUUGGUGGGAGCGCAACUUCCGGUGCUGCUGUGCAUGGGAAACACUCACUAGAUCGUUUCCCGCACACAGCGGCAUCAGGGGAAGUUGUGCUCCCACCAACCAGCUGGCAGGUGGGAGCACAACUUCCCCUGAUGCUGCUGCAUGUGGGAAGCGAUCUAGGGAGUGUUUGCUGCCCACAGCUGCAUGGGGGGAGAAGCUCAACAACUUUGGGCCAUCUCCCCUCAUUUUCUUAAAAUUGAGUUCCCAAAAAUAGGGGGGAGUCUUAUACAUGGGGGCGACUUAUAGACAGAAAAAUACGGUAGAUAAAAUUUAUUGGUUCUCUUCUUGGCAAAGAAGAGGCAUAAAUAACCGUGCACUGGAGUAUGAGAUUUUCAAAUAGUUGGGUCACUAAGCAAUUGCCUAGUGUGAUACAACGGCUAAGAGAUUGCCUUGUGAAAAUUCAGCCCGAACCCCUUAAGUCUUGUCUCUGCCAUGAAUCCAGUCAGUGGUCUUAGGAGGUCACUGUGUCUCAGCCUACAUCUCCCCUUUCUUCUACAGUUUGCAGUAUGGGUACAAUAAUAAGCUUUGUAAGGGUUAGUCAGCUGAUGUAAGUAAGCGGUAUAAAUAUAACUGUUAAGAAAAUUGUGUUGCCUUUAUAAUUCUUCCCCUGGCAUCAGUCCAGAUCAGAUGUAUGGUGUUUUCAGUCCACAACCUGUUAGAAAAGUGCCCACUCCUUUCUUUGGGUGCAGGAGCUUGAAUGGCUUUUGGAGAUAAACCGUCUGACGCACAGACUGCUGUGCAAGCACAUGACCUUGGACAGUUUUGAUGCCAUGUUCCGAGAGGCCAAUCACAAUGUCUCGGCUCCUUAUGGUCGCAUCACCCUGCAUGUCUUCUGGGAGCUGAACUUUGACUUUUUACCUAAUUACUGCUACAACGGGUCUACUAACAGGUAAGAAGAAAAUGUCAAAUAGCUCAGUUGGUAGAGCGUGAGACUCUUAACCUGGGGGUCGUGGGUUCGAGCCCCACAUUGGGCAAAAGAUUCCUGCAUUGCAGGGGGCUGGACUAGACUCUUGCCGUCCCUUCCAACUCUACAGUUCUGUCAUUCAAAGUGAGGUGCAGUUUGAAGGCUAGUUAUAGCUUAUGGGUGCAUUUCAAGACUCAUGCUCUUCAUCCUUCUUGACCCAAACCAAGGUGGAUUACACAUAAUCAAUUUCACAAUAGAGUAUUGAAACUGAAAACAAUUAUAGGCAUUGCUCUUGAGUUGGUCAGGGUUUUGGCAUAGUUAAUUUUAGAUCAGAAAAAUGACAUCUCAUUAAGCUGUCAGGGUUGGAUGGAAGGGGAAGGGUCACAUAAAGCUGGUUAAUGUGGGAGUCUUAGAGGAUACUGUAAAUAUUUGUGUACAAAUGUGAUGGGGUUGUAUCCAAAGUUGUGGGAACGAAAAGCAUACAGCUGAUCUCCCCCCCCCCCCCCGCAGCCCAAAAUCCUUCCACUUGAUAUUGGAUAAUUCCUCCCUCAUAUUGCAGCCCUUUUUCACAUUCGCAGGGUUUUCAGAGGCUGGAGGAGGGAGGAGAGGAAGAGAAAGAUUGAUUGACUGAGCUCUGCCUUCUACACCAUUGGAUACAGCCCACAGAAUUCAUAAUAGACACGGAGCUCCGUUAUAUUAUAUUAUAUUAUAUUAUAUUAUAUUAUAUUAUAUUAUAAUUAUAUUAUAUAGCUUAUUGACUAAACUGCGGAUAAAAAUAUGUAGCAUUGUUUGAUACAGUUCUUUGAAGAAGCAUUUAUGUUAAAAUAUAUUUUCAGUAACACUGAAAUUCUAGUGAUUUGUAUUAACAGUUAGAAAUGUUCAUUUCACAAGUAAAAUAAAAGGGGUUUUUUUCACCGUACUUGGUAGGUGAAUACAAUAAAAAUAGGAAAAUAUUGUUUCUAACUGAAAAUAUUAGUAAAACUGCCAGUUCAUGCAGGAAAAUAAUUAGUUAACUUGGUGCAUAAAGUAAUAAUGUAAGGAGGGAAUCAUAGUGCAAUACACAUCUACUCCAAAACAAGCUUCGGAUGCCAUUUUCUUCCAUUUUUCCACAAAUACCAGAUUUGUACGGACAGCAAUUCCAUUUACCCAAGAACCCCAGAGAGAUAAACCAGCCAACGUCCAGCCGUACUAUCUUUAUGGAUCUAAGGUGAGUCAGGAAACAUAUUGGGUAUUCAGAGUCCAGUUUGGAAGGAGUUUCAUUUAAAUGAAUGAUUUAAUGAAAGAUGCACCUUAAUUCAGUUAAUGUCAGAGCGUAGCAACUGCAUUGCGGCUUUCUGUAACAUUAGUGUAUCUGAGGGUCAGUGAGACAUUUUUCACAAAUGAUGUCCAUUUGGCCAGUUUCCAUGUGAUUUGUGCCAGGAAAUACUGCAGGGGGCUGGUGCAGUCCUCACAUCAUUACACAAACUGUCUGCAUCAGUGCUCCAUUACUGCAUUGCCUUGCUUAAAUGUUAAUGUUACUAACCCUCCCAUAAUGUUCCUUUAUCAUUGGACAAAUAUCGCAAUACCCAUCACCCCACCUGUUGUCUCAACUUCCUUUUCUCCUUAUUAUUGGCUUUUCCUUAAGAAAAACAAGCUUUGGAGAAGUAUAUCCAUUACCCCUUUACAGAUGGGCCUGGUUCAUGCAUAAUGAUCCCAGUCCAAUAAAUUAUGGCUUCCUUCUCAUCACCCCAUCUCCUCUGUUCUCAAGUACCCUUCAUUUGUGGGUUUUUAAAACCAUGGUUUCCCAUGAUGUCAGACCUGGGAAACUGUUGUUUUAAGUAUUUCCAUCAAAUGACAAUCACAAUGCAGGAUCAGAUUCUUGACUCCUGUACAUUUUUCUGUUCCAACCUGAGGUUCAUUUCAUGGCAAAAAAAAUGUUCCAAUGUACAUAGCAAGCAGUGUUAGGCCACAUCCAAAGCCUUCCCCCAACACUACAAUGAAUGAAGAAGUCAAUCAAUGCAAAUUCUGGAGCUCAUUCUUUAAUCAGAGCAUCUGUAGAGCUUUGGACUGAGGCAAACAUGGUAAACAUGUUUUUCAUUAAAAUCAUUGAGUUAAUGGCCAUAAUCCAAAGGUAUACACACAGAGAGAGUAGGAUGCUGGCACAGCAGGAAAUUUGCUCAUUGCUCAUGGCAGUUCCAACUGAAGACAGAAACUUCUUUCUAAAGUAGACAGUGCUGAUAUCUUUGCAGUGGGAAUUGAAGAAGGCAUUUACAACAAGGCCCCCAACUGUAGACAUGUUCCUCAAGUUCCCCACCCUGGUGUGCUCCGAUCACUUCUUUGGAUCAUCACAAUCUGUAUUUUUAGGCUCGGGUUUUUAAUCAGAGCUAAUGACUCUAUAUAUUUGCUUUAUAGAAGGUUGAAACGUGAUUAUUUUAAAAAAUAAAACACUAUGGUACCAUCUGUUUGCAGAGACGGCAAAAUCACAUUGAUAGGAAAUGUCAUUGUCUGUGUUAGCCAAGAUUUAGAUCUGAUCUACACAUUACUCCAGCAACAGACCAGUUAAAACCAUCUGAAAAUAACGACUAAUGUGAAAUGACACAUUGUUCCUCUGCAUCAAAUGGAAGGUCUCCAUGGUACUUCAGUAGUGAUCUUCAGGCUAUUUCAGCACAAGCAUGGAGAUUCUUCACACAGUAAGCUUAAGAAGAGUCUGCUGGGCCAUCUUUCCCAGCAUCCUGUUCUCACAGUGGCCAACCAGAUGCCUGUGGGAAACCUGCAAGCAGGAUUUGAGCACAAGAGCACUCUUCCCCUUAUGCAGUUUCCAGCAACUGGUAUUCAGAAUCAUUACUACCUCUGACCAUGAAGUCCUCCAUCGUAGCUAGUAGCCUUCAACAGCCUUCUUCAGGAAUUUACCUAAUUCUCUUUUAAAGCCAUCCACGUUGGUGAUCAUCACUGCUUCCUGUGGCCACAAGUUCCAUAGUUUAACUAUGUACCGUGUGAAGAAGCACUUCCUAUUAUCUUUUAAUCUUCACCUUCAUUGGAUGCCUAGGAGUUCUAGAAUUAGCCAUGCAUAAUUUCAUGCACUUUCAUCGUGUCACAGAAAGGAGGACGGUCUGGGACUGAUGUGGAAGCACUUAUACAUAUUAAACCUGCAGUAUGGAGAUGCUACCAUCUUGACUGCAAUUUGCAGCUGCCUCCACAUGGGGGCCACAGCAGAUAGAUUGUUCCUCCACUAAGUUCCCAUUCUUUAGAAUGAAGAAUUUUGUGUAGGUCAAACGCUUUUCCUACUCCACCACCAACAGAAACUGAUCCAUUUUACCUGCUUCAUGUAAAGUUAGCACUUCAUUUGCUUGGUAUACAGUGGUACCUCGGGUUACAUAUGUUUCAGGUUACAGACUCCGCUAACCCAGAAAUAGUACCUUGGGUUAAGAACUUUGCUUCAGGUUGAGAACAGAAAUCUUGCUCCGGCGGCACGGCGGCAGCAGGAGGCCCCAUUAGCUAAAGUGGUGCUUCAGGUUAAGAACAGUUUCAGGUUAAGAACGGACCUCUGGAACGACUUAAGUACGUAACCAGAGGUACCACUGUAUUUUCAUUAUUUAUUUAUUCAUUCUAAGCAGCCCUUCAUCGUGUAAGAUGGGUGGAGAAACCUUUUUUUAACACUGAGGACCACAUUUCCAUGGCAGCUCUCCUGGGGUCCACACGCCCAGUGGACCCCAGGUGAUGGAUCUAGGAUGCAGUGCUGACUCCAGAGAAGUAUAUGGCCAGGUUUUCAUUAGUUUCUGAUCUAGUAUAUCAAAGAGUAAAAUUUACCCACCAAAGCAGAUUGAUGAGAGAGGCUGUCAAGCACAGCUAUUUUCUUGAGAUUUAGUUCCUGUGUUUCACCUGUCAGAAGAGAAAUGCCUAUGAGUCUCUUCCAGAGAUGCACUUGGCAUUCUGGAGUGAUGAAUUUACUUGAAUGUUAUGGGCUGUAGUAAAACGUAGGUAAUGGCAGCAAAUCAAGCAACAGCCGUUUAGAUGAAUUGCAGGUCAAUCUUCUUGUUGUUGUUUUAGUCGUUUUAAAGUUCAGUGUUUACAGUUGAUGAACACUCUUGCCAUGUGAAAAUCAAUACACCAAGAGUAAUGUAUCCGGUUCUGGGCAUUACAAUCUAAGAAGGACAAGCUGGAACAUGUGCAGAGCAGGGCAACCAAGAUGACCAAGGGUGUGGAAACCAAACCUUGUGGGAAACAGUUGAAGGAAUUGGGUAUGUUUAGCCUGGAAAAGAAGAGUCUGAGAGAAAAUACAAUAGCCGUCUUCAAACAUCUAAAGGGCUGUCACAUGGAAGAUUGUAUUCCCCUGUUCUGGGUGCUAAAUUACAAGAAAGGAGAUUCUGAUUAAACUCAGAAAUAACUUUCUGGCAAUAAGAGCUGUUCAAGAGUGGAAAGGCCUCCUUCAGGUUUUUAAGCAAACCAUGUAUGCCUUAGUUGAGAUUCCUGCAUUGCAGGGGUUGGACUGGAUGACCCCCCGGGUCCCAACUCUACAAUUCUAUCAUUUAUAUAAGUGGAAAGGAAGAGAGAGAUGACUGGGAUCAGGUUCAGAAUUGCAUGCUGUAGUCUUAGGGACUUCCUAUGUUCAAAUGUAUCUACAGGAAAAUAUAAAGAAAACUAGGAAAGCACUAGGUAUUUCUCAUGCUAGGUUCUCUAAAGCAUUGUUGAGCAAACUGACAUGCUUUUUAAAAAAUGAGUCCUUUUUUCUGUGGAUUACUGUUUGCCACUGUACUUGAAAUUAAAAUACCGUAGUAAUGUUUGGAUGGCUCAGGUUCCUUUUUAUUAUUUUAUAAGCAGGGCAAUAGGAAAGUGUUUGUCAGAGAUGACUGUCAAGAGAAAAUAGCCAGCCAGCCACCCACGUAAAUUCACCUUUAUAGCACCUUUUGCAGCAGAACCAUUGUAGGUUAAAAAAAUGGAAUGUAUUACUUUCCAUCAAAACAGGAAAUAAUAUGUACAAAUAUAGCACAUGACUAUUGUUUUCAUGAGUUUGUUCACCCAAAAAAUACUGGUAGCAUAACAUUAGUAAUUCUGAUUUAAGGAGUCUCUAGUUACCUAAUGCAAGAAGAAUGGAUGGUAUUCUCUGUUGUUUCCUAAUUUAAGGACUCUGUCUGUCCUGGUAGCAAUGCAGGAAAUUGCACUCUGCCUUUGCCUAUAAGGUGUGGAGCUGAUGUCAAGUGUCUCCAGUGUGAUUGUGAAACAGAGUAGGGAUUCAAAUAUAUAUAAGAUACUUUUGUAGAGAUGACUCCCCACUUAUGUGGGGGUAACAUUCUGGCCCCCUGUGCACAUAAGUGAAAUCACGUAAAUUGGGGAGCACUCUUUAAACACUCUCUGUGCCCAUCUCUCUUUAAUCCACACUAAAAAUACUGUAUCCAAAAACAUCCACAACUAGAAUUGAAGCUCUGUGAUCGGCAGUAGUUAUUUUUUAUUAACCAAUCUUACAGUACAAUCCUAUGCAUGUUUACUCAGAAGCACGUCUCACUGUUUAGGAAUUAUUAUUAUUAGGAAUGUGUGCUUAGGAUUCCAGCCUCAAAAACAGCGAUACAUAAUGCCUUCCAUGUUUUAAACAAUGCCUGAAAAUUCAGAACUGCAAGUACUUCUGGGUUCCUUUUGUAAAAAUGGCAUCAUAUUUAUUUUCCAGGAAUGUGAAGUAAGCACAAGUAUCCAUUAGCAACUGAAUUAAUUCCUUUCUGUUCCAUUGCUUAUUGCUACAUAUGAAUUCAGGCAGAGACAAAGAGCUGCUAAAACUCCCACACAGAAGAACAUGUUGAUUCACUGCUGCUAUAUCCCUUUCUGUUCAGUAGCUGCAGUCUUCCUUUUUCAGUGUGUAAAUCCACUUUUGAAUAUUCAUCAGCUGUUUAGCAUCCACAUGCUGUUCUUUUUGUAUUUGUAAUAGCUGCAACUGUUAUGCUACUUAAUACAGGGAGUAACUUAACUACACUUCUUGUGCUCAUCUUUGUAAUUCUUUUUACACGUUUUUAAAGAAUUUACUUGUUUUAACAUCACUGUCCCACGUAAAGUGAUCCUUAUGUGCAUUUCUUAAACUAUUUUUAAAUUUUUAUAAAUAUAUUGUUUUACCUUUACCUCAUCACUAGAAAGUUGUGCAUAGGCUGUGAUCAGGAGCUCUGAUCAACAUGUUGAGGUGAAGGGUCAACUCACACAAUCCUGCUCCUCACUCACUCUGCAUAUUGACUGAACUUGUCUGAACAAGGCUAUGAUGAAAGUCUUGGGAAACAGGACUAUAGCAAAGUACUUCUCACUAUUGCUUAUUCAGAUUUCACUUGGACACUCCCAUUAAAUGGACUCUACACCUGGUGUUCCAAUCUUCCAUAAAUUGCUUAAUGAAAAUGAUGUAACAUACAAAGCAAAGAGACCUCUGUUUAUAUGUCAUCACACAAUUUACCGUCGCUUGGCAUCAGCCAAUCAUGUUAAUUAUAUUUACUCCAGUAUCUACAUUAAUUCCAUUAUCACAUUGAUAUCAAAAUAUAGUACCUUAUUGAUGCACAAGCUAAUGAUUCAUAGGAGGCUGUAAUCAUGAUGUUAGAAUAAUACAAGGAAAGCCAACAGAAGGCCAAAGGGUACUUGUUGGACAUGUUAAACAGAAGUGAACAUCCAGUGUCUUAUUAUAGUAAUGGUGUUGCAAUCACAGUUUGUUCAUAUAACUUUCCUUAUAAAUGGAGAUUGAACAAUGCAUGUCUCCUCAGAAGUUAGACACGUUGAGUUCAGUGGACCUCACUUCUGGGAAAGUGUGUACAGGAGUGCAGCCUAAGAAAAAUGUGUCCAGAGUUGGCAAAGAAACACAGAUAACAACAGGGGAAAAAACACUGUAUGAGAGGCACAUUUGCUUUUGGACAGAGAUUCCAGAGUUUUGUGCAGAGAAUUCAAAAUUCUCUGUCAGCCUACCACUAGAUUCUGUAAUAUUAUUAGCAAAAUAGGAAAAUGUUUACUUAGUGAUCUGCAAGCUUCAAACAGUUUGUAUAGCUGUUCAAUAUAUUUUGAAGAUCCAGUAAUGGUUUUGUUUUUGCCCACCCCCACAGCCACUCAACAUCGCCUACAGCCACAUCUAUAGCUCCUACCGGAACUUUGUGGGACCUCCUCAUUUCAAGACAAUCUGCCGGCUCCUUGGGUACCAAGGGAUUGCUGUGGUGAUGGAAGAAUUGCUGAAGAUCGUCAAGAGCCUGGUAAUGGUGAAGUUGUGGAUGAGGUUCAGGCCAGGAAGUCAAAACAAUUCUGUAUAUUGAACAAUACAUUUUAAAAAUAAAAUGUAUAUUAUUUUAGAAUAUAAUUUCCAUUACAUUGAGAUGCCUGUUUUGGGUUGGCAGAGUAUCUCCACUGAAAAUAUUCUGUUCUGGACUCUGAUUACAUUGUAUUGGAUCAAAGACAAUGAGAACAAAAUUAAGCACCAGGAACUUGGGAAAUGAAAGAUGUUCCUGGACCUAUCUGCAGUGCACAUUUAUAUCAGUCUCUGAUCUCCCCAGACCUCACUUUGCAAUUAGAAACAUAGGAAGCUGCCUUAUACUGAGUCAGACCAAUAUUCCCUCCAGUUCAAUAUUUUCUGUGAUGACCGGCAGCAGCUGUCCAGGAUUUCAGACACGGUCCUCUCCCAUCCCUAGAUGCUCUACCACUGAGCCACAACCAUUCCCCAGGGUUCCCUGAAGCUUUGUUUAGAACCUUUAAAAAAAGGAACACCACUGUUGUAAAUCAUUUUCAUAAACGCAUCUGUGGCCACUUUGUAAAACAGAAUAAACUUUCAACUUUAAGCUGAUCUUCUAGAGCUGACCUUUUUGUUCUUCUGCUUCUUGUAGUUGCAAGGGACCAUCCUUCAGUAUGUGAAAACCUUGAUAGAGGUGAUGCCAAAGAUCUGCCGCCUGCCAAGGCAUGAGUAUGGAUCUCCAGGUUGGUACUUGGAAUGCUUCAUGAGAUGGCUAUCAAUGUCAGUUCUUCCCUAUGUGCAUCUUUAUUUAUCUGUGAAAUUUAAUGCACUUUCACCAUUCUGCUCAGGAUGGCUUGUGUGCGGUUAUCCUGCUCUAAAAUAAGUUAUGCCAAGAGAUAGUUACUUGCCUAAGGCCACCUUCAUAACAAUGGAGGUUUGAACCUAGGUGUCCUUGGCAUAGGUCCAGUGUUCAGCCCAUUAUACCGCACUACCUUUUCCUGUGGUUUCAGUUUGUUGAUGUCGAUGUGUGGAGAAGUCUCCUAAAAGACUAAAGAUUAUGGAGAGUCCAUGCUGACAUCCCACCAGGAGCAGAUAGCCGGGUUAUCGUUCAAGAAAGCUGUUCUGUCCACCCAAGAGAUUUCAGGUGGGGAUGGAGUUGUGUUUGGCCUGGAUGGUGGUGGAACACGAGCAUCAGCAUGUCAGCACAUGUUAUGUCAAUGCUGACCUAGUCCGAAUUGAUGGACUAGGUUUGCUCCACCCCUGUCCAGUUUGCUAUUCUCAGCUCCUGCCAGGUUGCCCUUGGGCCACAAUGUUAGGACUAGAAGGUCACUAAAUUCCAAAUAGGAAUCCUCUAGUUUGCAGUGGUUUUGUUGCUGUUGUUUUGCCUACUCUGUACAGGGCCUUAGAGAAAGUAAUAUGUCCUAACAUCUUGAGCUCACAAGAAACAGAGGUAUCUGGAGUAUCUUUCUCUUUCCCCUACUUUUUUCCGGGUAUGAUUGGCUGUCAGUAGCGUCCUUCCACAGCAUUGCUCUUCAGGUGUGGAGCAGCCCGAGCCAUAGACUUCUAAGAAAGUUGAAAUGAAAGUAGAGUGUAUGAGGCAGGCGCUCAGGACCACAGCUACUUCUAAAGGCAACACCAACUUGCUCUUCACAGUUGGUACCCUUCUUUCUUAUCAUAUCAAUCCAUAGUUAAUUUCUUCCUUUCUCUCUUGCUUCUUACUAGGAAUCCUGGAGUUUUUCCAUCACCAGCUGAAGGAUAUAAUUGAGUAUGCAGAGCUCAAGACGGAUGUGUUCCAGAGUCUGAGAGAAGUGGGUAAUGCCAUUCUUUUCUGCCUUCUCAUAGAGCAGGCCUUGGUGAGUUAAAAUGAAUUCUUUCAAAAAUUGGCAGGGUUUUAAAUAGAUAAAUCAACCAACCAACCAGAUGAGCUCACCCAGUUCAGUUAAUAUGUUGAUGCAACUGUGAUUUAAUUAAUGAGGGUGGCACCAUUUGUGUGUGUGUGUGUGUGUGUUUAAAUGGUUUGGUAUCAGUUGUAAAGCCAUUUUAAUGAGAAUAGACUUGAGGAGAUAGCUGGUGGAAAUCAGAAUGUACAAACCAUGGCAUGUGGGAAUUAAAUUAACAUGAAAGUGGUGUGGAUUGUGGAGUGGUUUCAGGAACAGAAAGGCUCUGUGCUUUUAACUGGUUUGGAAGAACAGAUCAUCAUGAGGCUUCGUUGUGGAUUUAGUGUGUUACAUACACAUGGCAUGGAGCUAUAGGGAUAAAGGGAAGUUUGGGGACUCUCAUAUGCAUGGCAUUUUUAUGUGGUAUGGGUAUGUACCCUGCUCGGAGUAAAUCCAAACAGUCUACGUGUCCCUUCAACUUCAUCCUUUGCUGGUCCCUUGCCUGUUCUUAUAGACCCCACUUCAGGAUUGCUAGUAAUAGUGAUAUCUGUACAGGUUGCAUACUUUGCAUGACAUUGCUGUUUGAAUUUGCAAAAACAGUGCCUGAAUUCUUAAAGUACCUCCACUGUACUACUUCCUGCACAUCUGGUUUAGCACCAGCACCAAACCAUGAGUGCAGAUAGUUGCUUUCUGGAUAUCCCUUAGUGCCCAGCCUAAUCCUUUUGGUGCAUCCCACCUUCUGUUAAGAGGAAGAAUGUGUCUUCUUGGGAUGCUUGACUGUAUCAUAGCUCUCUUGAACAGCAUUUUCUCCCAUUGUGGCUAUGUUGGUCCUUCCGAUCUGCAUAAUGUUAAUGUGCGCUUGAAUGUGCACAACAGCCUCCCCCACCCCCUUACUGGAUACUUAUUCACUGAGUUGCUUUUCAUAGUAGAGACACAUCAUUAGUGUAUUAGGGAGCCAAUACUAUUUUGAUAUAGGAGCAAAAUGCCAAUGGCAGCAUGGAGGUAAGCGCAUCAAGGUCAUAGUCCAAGAACAAGUAUUCUGGGAAAGGACAAUCAGCAGAAAUUAUAUGUGUUGUAUGUGAAUAAACCUAUCCAGUCUUUCUCUCAGUUCUAAAUUCAUCAGUGAAGAUUUGGAUUAAAUAAUGUAAAAUGAAUCAUUCCUUUGUACUUUCUGAUGGCCAUAAAGGCACACAUAACUCAAUCCAAUACAAAUUUGGUUACUGUGUUCGAUAUGACUGAUUUAUUAUUUUUUCCUCUACGAGUGUCUAUAUAUUUCCUGCUUGUGACUGAAGAGAGAACAUUUUGACACAAGCUUACUUUUCUUAAUUUCACUGUUGUUGUUGUUAUUGUUGUUAUUGUUAUGGAUAAAAGUUCCAGAGUACUAGUGGUUUUGCCAAUCAUAGAGUGGUCUUUUGACAAAGACCUUCUGAAUUCAUGAUUUCCUGAACAUCGUAAUGCCACUUAAUUUCUUGUAUGAUUAAUUAAAAAGAAAGAAACCCAUUUCCUUUUCCAAGGACAAACUAAUCUAUCAAUUUACUAAUCUAUUAACUUGUGCUUGGGAUGUGCAACAGAGCACACAUAGUUAAACAUAAGAGAUGUGGGCUGACGGACGCCUUCUUCAUUGCCCGCUAUGGAAGGAGAAUUCCUUCUGCCAUAGUCAGCAAUGAAGGCCUUCCCUCUGUUUUCGAGAUGAGAUUGGACAUUUAGCAUGGGGUUUCUUGAAAAGUAGGAAGCAGUCACAUACCAUGAGACAGUUAGCUAUUUAUUAAGUAUUGCAAUGGAAGUUGAAACCCAUCUUCUAGGACGUUCAUUGUGCUAUUUUUGGUAAGCAGCCAAGGCUUUAGAUGAGGGACCUGUGCACGUAUUUUUGACACUACAAGGCAUGGCUGGUGAUUGGAGAAUUGAUCACAGCAUUCUGAAUGUGUCCUCGCACAGAGAUAUAUUGGCACCUCCCCCUUUUGCAGCGUCUUGCCUCUUUGCAUGCAGCCUGCAGCCAUCAUGGUUUACUUUGUUGCUGUGCCACCCUGUAGACUCAUGCAGAAUUUGCUGCCAACCAUUACUCAAGUCUCCUCCAGCAUUAUUGCUUCUCAGGUCUUGCCUCUUUGUAUGUCUGCACUUUGGAUUACCUUUGAAUAUCUGUAUGUGUUUUCAAGUUGCUUCUCAUUCUUCUGUGGUUCCCUCUCGGCCUCUUCCAGCCUAGUCCAAAAGCAUGGCUACUUGGAAGUAAGUCCCUCCUAAGGUCUCUUGGGCCUUACUACCAAAAGAGCAUGCUGAGGAUUGAAAUUUUGAUACUAUUUAUUUCUCUCUCCUCAUUAACAUUUGUAGGUCUUAACUAUCUGCUUGCAUCAACAGUAAAUGCCUUUUGUAGAGCAUCAUAAAACCAAGCAUACAUAUGACAUUAUGUAAGGUUUCUCAUUCAUCAACAUAGGCCUUACAGCCACAGAGCUACAGAGUCCCUCCCAAGAGAUAGUGUUUUCUAAACCUAGAGACGGUUGCAAUGAUUAAUUGCAGUGAUUUUUUUGCAGUCUCCAAUUUACAUGCACUACACUGGCUUCUAAGUGUGUUUAUAAAUGUGGUGCCAAACAGAGAUUUGCAUUCCCUUUGUUUCACAUGUUCCUUAGAAUGAACCACCAGACAGUCUUUUUUUUGUGUGUGAGUCUUAGAGCAGUUUUUCCAAACUGCUUUCAGUGGCAAGGUAUUGGAUGUGUCUGCAGCAGCUGCCCUUCCCCAAAGGCCUCAGAAUACACCAGGGGAAGCUGUUUCGCUUUUCAUACCAGGUAGCAUCCCUGUCUAGGAUUCUUUCUCUGGGCUUUGUACUGGGAAAGUCUGUACCUCAUUAAAAUUCUCUGGGUCCGGAUACAUGAGGGACACUGACUGUCUUUAAGCUUGCCAUUUUAAGCCCCAAGCUGAGGUGUUAGCUGGAGUCACACAGUAUCAGGUAACAGGUCCAGAAUGCCAAACCCAACUAACGAAAGCAGGGUCAGCCUCAGGGCAAACUAGACUUAAAGAUCUGUGAACAGGAUGUUCUGCCUUUUUUUUUUUUUUUUUUUAAUUAAAAGCCAACUUGAGAGGUGUGUGUAAUUUGGAUUAGCGCAAUGCGUAACCUGGUAGUUAUAUAUUUUCCUCUGGGCGGUAAAUAGGAGAGGGGAUUGGGGGGAAGGGAAUUUUAAUCAGGAAAACAGUGUGGUGGAAGAGUUAAUACCCUUUGCACAGUGCCACAAGCACCAUCCAAGUGGCACUACCAUCACUACCUCCACCCCUCUGGUGGCUUUUAUGUAUUGAAAACUGGGAUAUCUGUGAUAUUUUCCAGUGCCAUUUCUAGUUUGAGCCUGAGGUUUUGAGGACCUAGGCUAAUUCCCUGUAGGAGUUACUUAGGACAGCAGAUAUAAAUGCAAUAGAGCUUAAUAUUGCCAUGAUGUCUACUAGUAGGGCCUGGGUUUGUCAGAAGGCCCACUGCUAACUUAUCCUGAGUUUCAUAAAAUGUAAAGGGGUAUUUUACUGUAGUGCUGUAUGGAGAUGUCCAUAGAUGGUGCCUUCUCUUUCUUCAUUGGCAAGCUGAUGGAAGAGAGAACUGCUCUGAGUGUUAGGUGGCUCAAUUUAUACACUGCAAGGCCUGAGCUGUCCUUCUGAAGUUCUGCAAUUGCUAAGUCGUCAUCCUCUUCAGAGAGGUCUUUGGAGAACCAGGCAGAGGGCCUUCUUGGUAGUGGCGCCUGCCCUGUGGAACGCCCUCCCAUCAGAUGUCAAGUAAAUAAACAACUAUCUGACUUUUAGAAGACAUCUGAAGGCAGCCCUGUUUAAUUAAGUGUUUAAUGUCUAAUGUUUUACAAUUUUUUAUGGGUUGUAAGCGGCCCAGAGUGGCUGGGGAAAGCCAGUCAGAUAAAUGAUAAUAAAAAUUAUUAUUAUUAUUAUUAUUAUUAUUAUUCCACAUUAGGCCUGUUAGAUACAUGGUACAUGAGAAUUCCUGGACAGAAGGAUCUGGCUAUGAGGCAUUAAUAGAAGGAAUAGGAGUUGAGUUAUUGAGUUACAGUACCGGCUUUGCAUAGGUUGUUUAUUAUUAUUAUUAUUAUUAUUACUGCUUAUAUACUGCUUUUGUCAAAAGUUACUUCUAAGUGGUUUAGGUUUACAAAUGGAGACCAUGUGUAAAUGUUUGUAACCACACAAGGUAUACCUUGGUGCAGACAGUCACACAAAGUAGAAUGAGGUUGAGCAGCACUUACCUGGAAUCCUGGCAGAGUGUCGCACUGUUCAGCCACAGGGUUUGGACCAUUAUCCAUCCUUGCCUUAGAUCCUAUUACUAGAUGAGUUAAAGAACCACAGCAAAGCUCCAGAUUUUACCAUAGUUUUUUUAAAAAAUCUUGUAUUGGUUUGCAUAAACUUAACAUGGAUUCAAAAGGCAUUCUCUUCCAGUUCUGUCACCCAUGAGAUUGGGCUAUAUUUGAAUAAGCCCUCUGGAGGCACAUAGAUCAGUAUGGUCACCCCAAGUCUUUCAGACAGCUGAACAACUAGUCCCACGGGGAAUUUUUAACACCUUUUAUCUUUCUUCCUCCUGCCUCAGUCCCAGGAAGAAGUGUGUGAUUUGCUGCAUGCUGCUCCCUUCCAAAAUAUUUUGCCCAGGGUCUACAUCAAAGGUAAGGAGUGGAGAGGUGGUCAGAUGUCAGUCAUUAUUCCCAUAGAUGUGUUAAACCUAUAGAGCUGCAGAGACAUAGCUGGCAAUCGAUAAGUUUCAACAAAACUUGCUUAGGCCCUUAGCACUAGUCAGCCAUUCAUUGAACUGAAUUUAAUAGUCGCCCUGCUGAGCAGUCCUCAUGAAAGGUAACUUUUCGCAACCCUUAUCCGCAAAAGCAAGAAGUUUGCUUUCAAAACAAGAUCCUUUUACAAGUGUGCUGGUGUUGCGGCUGUAAAUUGCAGAGUCCCUUCUUUGCGAUGCGCUACCCUGCUUUUGUUCCGUCACACUGGUCCCAGAAUUGGAUAAUGGUUGGGAGGUGACUCUGAAAUGCUGGAAUUUUUUUUCCCGUUUUGCUUUCUCAUUUCACUGUUUGCUGCUCGCUUAACAGAAGGAGAACGCUUGGAGGUACGCAUGAAGCGUCUCGAAGCCAAAUAUGCCCCACUUCACCUGGUUCCCUUAAUAGAGAGGCUGGGAACACCGCAGGUAAGGAUGACAUUGAAACCCACACGGGGUAACUAAAAAUUUCACAUUACCCCCCCUCCCCGCAAUUCCCAGAUUAUCUCUGAGCUACAAGAAGUCUUUCUGGAUACUGACUUCAUUUCAGUUCUACACGGUAUAGUUUGUCCAUAGAUAUUUCACUGUUACCAAGCAAAAUUAAAUUAUCUUUACUGAGGAUCAGUGCACUGUGUGUGUUUCAUGAUGGCCCCUGAUAUCACUCAGAAGCUAACUGAAGCAAAGAUAAAAAAAGAAUCACUUUGUUCCUGAUUGCCACGAUCAUGUUAUUGGGCUAUUCCAAAUGGAUUUUGAGUCAAAAUACGGGUUCACAUGAACAACGGCUCCUGUUUCAAAUCUGCUGCCACAUGAUCACAAAUAUGACCACAAUUAAAACCCUCUCUCUUAUUCCUGUAAAACCCAGCACUGUGGCAUUGCAGUGGCAAAUCUUCUAUGCCCUGAUGCCUGGCUUAUAGCAUAUUACAGAACUUCCCACAUGAAUUGUGAUCAACUUGCCAGCUUCUCUGCCUCCAACAUAAUAUGUCUAAGAUACUUAAGAGUGUUUACUCCUCUUCAUUGGCCAUUUGGGGUAGUAUCCAGCUAACUCGUUCCAUCAGUGCAAGGUUUUCCAUUUGCACAGUGGAACUUCUCCUCCCCCGGUGAACCCCCAACUGUUCUGGGGCUUUCUCCAACUCUCUGAAGGAGCUUUGAGGAGGGCACAGGGAGAUGAUGGGGGAGUUUUGUUGAGCAAGUGGAAAUCCUUGCAUUGGCAGAACAAGUUAGUCAGAAACCACCCUUGGUCUGAAAGUCACUCUGCACAUUAUGUGGCAGGAAAACUUACACUUGCCACCUAGAGUACUCUCAACAGAGAGCUGCAACCAGUCCUGGAUCUCUGAAGAGGAUCUGUCAUGCGUGUUUCCACAUACAGUUAAUUUUAUGAGAUGCAUACCUAAAAAUGAUAGUUGUGCACCUAAAAAAGAACACAGGAAGUGGCUCUGAAUGAUUGUCAGAUCUAGAGGCAAUAAGGAAUUACUUCCAAGCAGAUUGGCCUGGGAGAUUUUCUUUCUUCUACAACAGGCGUUGUGAACCUGUGACCUUUCAGAGGUGGUUGAAUGGUUGUCUUUCCCCAACCAUUGGCCAUAUUGGCUGAGGCUGAAGGGAUUUGGAGUCCAGCAACCUCUGGAAGGCCACAGAUUUCUUAUCCUUUCUCUGCAGCCUGUGGCUUGGCUCACUUGCAUGAGUCAUCUGAAGCUAUUUGCUCUACAGCGCACCUGCUCUCUGCUUGUGGUCUGGAUUUUGAAUGGGUGGUUUGGCUCGCAGCAGGUGACUGAAAUAGGUGGAGCUUUCUUUCCUUUACAACCAGCAGAAUGGGGGCAUUUCAUUCAAAGAAAAAAAUCAUAAGGAUGGUUAUGUGUCUGCAGUUGUGUGCCUUUGUGUAUGUAAUGCUUAGUUAACUGUCUGUAUAACUUUCCACUCAAAUUUCCGAGUCUGUUAGCUCCUCCUAUUAUUUUCUACAUCAAUUUUCUUCGUAGGGGAGAUAAAACAGUAGAGUAACAAGCCAGAAAAAUUUGAACACCCUUGGUGAUCCCAUUGAUUCAGUAAAAGAAAUUUAAAGCGUACUCCUAUGCAAUCAGUCCCACUGAGUUGAGUAGAACUUACUCUCAGGUAUUCAGUAUAGGGUUGCAGCCUUAAGCAUAUACAAUGUAUGACUGUGAUCAGUGACAGGCAAGAGUGCUUAACUUAUGGUCAAAUUGAAUGUGAUGUAAGAGAGAUGGGAUCAGGAUCUCCCUGGGGAACCCUUUUUCCAGUACCAGAAGCAGCUUGCCAGGCGGGUCAAAGCCACUAUGCUAACUUCCUAGCAUGUGAGUCCCUGGUGCUUUCCCACAGGGAGAGAUGGCAAGAGGCUGACAAUACCAACCUCCUCGCCACGCCACCCCUCUCCCUCCUGGCAGCUGCAAGUUCCUUGCCAGGAGGCCAGUACUGAAUGGGUUUCCAUGGCCUCCCACCCAGGCACUUCUCCACAUCCUCAGACCAUUUAACUGGGAAUCCCUAUAAGAAUUUUCUGGUCCUAAUGUACACCAUUGUCUUUUUGAAUGCUGCCGCCAGUGAUUAUUUAAUCGAGGACAAGGCUAUCAAUAUUAAUGGCUAAUAGUCGUGAUGGCUGUAUGUAGUCACUGGGGAACAACAGCAGGUUGGGGCUCUUGGCUUUGUGUCCUGCUUGGAAACUUUACUGUGGGAAACAGGAUGCUGAACUACUUAGACCCCUGCUUGGAUCUAGCAGUGUUCAUCUUACAUCAUCCAAAGACCCAUUUCUGCCAGGUAAUCUAUUAUGUUGUGUUCUGUUUUCUUAAUCAAAGGAAUUAGGCUGACAACCAAGGCAGUAGAUUCAGAAACAUGUAUAGGCAGUUAGAGAGCUUUGGAUGGGCAGUUAACCAUCCAUUACGUACAUAAAAUAGUGGGAUAGUAGGACAUAGGAAUUCAACAUUACAGUCUUCCAACCAUCCCAUCAACGCAAGUGUUUCAGCUUGCCCAACAGAACAAUCUCCCCUCUCUUCCCUGCACAUGAUGUUCUGGGGGUUCUCCAGUCCUCCCAGAGCCAGUUUAGGAGGACAUGGGGGAGGAGAGGGGUUAAAGUCCCAUUGCGCCAGCAGGACUCAUCACACCAGUUCCUGCGAGUGCAGCUACUUUGUUGAAUGUGGCUCUCUUUGUUGAAUGUGCCCUCCUAACUAGCUUAUUUAUUUACUUCUUACUAGAUUUAUUUGAGGGAUGCGGGUGGCGCUGUGGGUAAACCUCAGUGCCUAGGACUUGCUGAUCGUAAGGUCGGCGGUUCGAAUCCCCGUGGCGGGGUGAGCUCCCGCCGUUCGGUCCCAGCUCCUGUCCACCUAGCAGUUCGAAAGCACUCUUAAGUGCAAGUAGAUAAAUAGGGACCGCUUUAUAGCGGGAAGGUAAACGGCAUUUCCGUGUACGGCACUGGUGCUGGCUCGCCAGUUGCAGCUUCGUCACGCUGGCUACGUGAUCCGGAAGUGUCUUCGGACGGCGCCGGCUCCCGGCCUCUUGAGCGAGAUGAGCGCGCAACCCUAGAGUCGGUCACGACUGGCCCGUAUGGGCAGGGGUACCUUUACCUUUACCUUUUUAGAUUUAUUUGAGACUGUCGAACACCUAAACACAUAGCAUUUUUUCAAACCCUGAUUUCAGGAGGGCUGUAAAUAUUCCCUGUGCCCAUGUAGAAAGAACAAGGAAAAGGGAAGCUAUAUUUUGCAAGUCUUCUUUCAAUUUAUGUUGUCCCAGCAAUCCUCAUUCUGUUUCGAAGAAGUGCAUUCUGCAACCCCCAACACACAUUUAAUGUAACGUUUGAUGCCGGCAGAUCACUCUUGUGUAAUUCAUUCUCUCUUUCUCUCUCUCUCUCUUUCUCCAAAGAGAGCAUGGGUUGAAAGACUGUGCAGAUUGGACUUCCACAUGGAGCACUUGCCUCAGACGUUAUGUGCAUUCGCAGCUCCUACUCCUUUGUCAUGGGGGGGGGGAUAUUGUUGGGCUGGAUGUACACAUAAACAACCCAGGGCAAGAGGCACACAACUCCCAUCAACUUCUUCAUAGGCACAGAAGCCACAGACCUGCUUCCUUUAUAUCCAUUUAUACCUGAUUAAUAGGAGGAGUUAGUUGCUGAGACAACUGUCCAAACCUGGGGUGGGCGAACUUCCCAUUCAGUUGAUGAAAGUAGGUUAGUUGGCCUGUUUAAGAGCUGUAUUCCACCAUGAUAGGGCAGAAGUUAGUAUAAAGGGCAGAAAUGGAUCUCUCAACAUUCAGGCAUGUAUGCAAUGGGGAGCCACAUGCAUCUUUGCAUUUUAUUGUGGGAAAUGUCAGAAGAACAUCAACAGCACUUGGCUCCAACAAACAUUGAGAAUGGUAACAGAGCUUGGCCCACGAAAAGUGCCUCCACCCAAUUUUUUUGCCCUCUCCCCUUCAUCUCCCCAUACCAAAGCUUUAAGUAAGGCUUUCUGGGGGAAGGAGCAGGUGAGAAAGUCACAUUCCACCAACUUCCUUCCCCUGGUUCUUCUUCGGAUCCAAGCCUCUAUCUGAAAAGGUUCUGUACAGUAAUUUGACUUUCCUCUCUUCACACUUGCUUUCUGUUGAGUAUUAAUUACUUCUCCAACAGAAUGUCCUUGUAGCUAUGCCUUAGAUAACACUGGUGGAACUCCUAAUCUCAAUAUUUACCAACUGAAAAAUAGAUGGUGAGUUGAGAUAGUAUCAGGUCUGGGAACUUUUCUGGGAACGUUGGGAGUCUGUUGAUACUCUGCAGCCAGGUAGAAGAGCCUGUGACCCUCCUGUUGGUGUAUUUUGACUUUAAUGAAGAAUUCUAGCUGCCUCUGAACACCACUGUUCACCACUGUUACAAACAACAGCUGCUCAACCAUAUGCAUUCAGCAGCAGUGGGAUUUACCCUUGGGGGGUUUUUUAUGUAUGAUUCCCACUUAAGAAUCCUGGAUAUGCAAGAACUAAGAAACGUAUGGAGUUGAUAUUUCCAGGCCUAUAAAUGCCUUACUGUAUGUCACUUGUCUUACUCCUGGAUAGGAAAGUCUAGUCAUAAUUUUCUCUGUCUUCCAGUUUUAGUCGGUGAAGAUACAAAAAGAAAAAGGGUGAAUGUGUUUUUUAAAAAUGGACCAGUUUACUUAAAGUCAGCCAUGCCAAGAAUCCAGAAUUGAAACAAUUCCAUGUUACAUACCAAAAAUUCAGAUAUAUCUCACCACCACAAGGGAAUGAUGGAUGGGUCUUUAAUGGGAUUGUUGACAUUCUGGUCAUAAAGUUGUGUGAAGCUGGAGCAACAUGACAAAUGGCUUGUGCCAAAAUGGUGCUGCAACAUCCCCUUCAAAGCGAAUAGGUCAAAUCCAUCCUGCUGUGCUUUUGGUUGGUUGCAACUACAUUAUCAGCAGUUACUGCUAUAUACCACCUACAUAGGGUUGAGAUGACAUAACUGUAUGAUGGCUGAAGUGCCUUUAGUUGUUCCCCGUGCUGCCACAUCUCAUCCUGCCAUCCUGCCUCCCAUUUCUGUGCUGCGUAUUUGUAUUCUACUCAUCUUACUGUUCUACAUCAAGCAAAAGCUUACAACUUAGGAGUGCAAUUCUCCAGGCAGUGGUCCUGUGUGACCCUCCUUCAUUUCAGUCUGCAAAUACACUGCCCUGUUUCUAUUGUAAAAUGUGAAGGAGGUCCCCUCUAGCAGUGAGUGUUAGAAAACUGGGUGGGUGGAGGAAUCUUAACUUGAUGAUGCUUUUUAAAUUUUGAGAUUAUUAACAAAUGGGAGAAAACCUAUUUACCCAUUUAUCUUAUUUUUAACCAGCCGUCAAUUUCUAGUCAAUAUAACUAAAAUACAUACAAAAAAAUGAUUGGAACCCUGGUUCCCUUUUAGUAUCUGUCUGAAUUUAAAAUAUUCAUAGAGGAUGGCAUCCCUGAUUAUCAAAGCUAAACUUGCACAUUCAAUUGUAUAUUUUAAAACAUCCUAAAGAGCAUAUAUCAAAUAACUAGUGUGGAUGUGCAUAUUUUGAUUAAUAUUUCACAAUAACCUGCUGUUAUUAACAACAGUCUAACGAAUAGGCAUGUAAAAUAAUAUAACGUACACUACAAACUCUGCAGUAACAAAGCGCCCUUGCAUAGCAGUUCUUUUUCUGCCAGGCAUUAAGUAUGCAGAAACAAUAAAAUGUGCAGGAAAUCUUGAAGAUAAUAAUAAUAAUAAAAAAGAAACACAUGUUAGAGAAGCAAAUUUCAGCUUCUCUUUUCCACCACACUCUUGGUUAUCCUCAAAGUAAUGAAUAUUUGGAUAAAGGAAGGAUACUUUUGAUAACUGACUCCUAAUCUAAAUAACAAAAGUACCUCAAUGUUCUUAAGCACAAAUUAAGGGCAAAGGAAACUCCUACAAGAAAUAUUAUUUCCAAGUGCAAAACACAGGAAGGAAAAGGUCAACGUGAUGAGCAUUCGAGUGGAAAGUGACGUUUUACACCUUCUUUUAUUCUUGGGCUUCUCUUCCUCCUCAGCAAAUAGCCAUAGCCCGUGAAGGAGACUUGCUGACCAAGGAGAGGUUGUGCUGUGGCCUGUCCAUGUUUGAGGUUAUCCUGACUCGCAUUCGGAGCUACCUCCAGGACCCCAUCUGGCGCGGGCCUCCCCCUACCAAUGGCGUCAUGCAUGUUGACGAGUGCGUUGAGUUCCACCGGCUCUGGAGUGCCAUGCAGUUUGUGUACUGCAUUCCUGUGGGGACAAAUGAAUUCACUGCUGAGUGAGUAGGCCUGCACUGGGUUGCAUUGAGUUCUAAUGAUCAUGUAUUAGAGGAUCUUUCCCCACAGCCAGAAAAGCUAUAGCAAAUCGACAAAUACCUCCUUACUUGAGGUUUGCUUCUACAUGCAGGAAUGUGGGCCGCUUUACUAAUGACUGGACACUGUAUCUCUGAUGCCAGGAAUGGGGAUUCUCUAGUGAUAGUCAAGUGAGUUAUCUUUUGAAUGACUGACCUAUUUGGCCUAAGACAAAGCACUGGCUUUCGUUAUACUGGCUUCUGAGUUGAUUUGCUCAUGAACUGAUACUUGCUGUUCUCUUAACAUAGAAUCAAGCAACCAGAAAUUCUCAGGACAAGCAACUCAAUAACACCAUGCCAGCCAGCCAUUCUCGAUAAGUAAUUUCUUCUAUGUCCCAUUUCCCUCCAGGCAAUGUUUUGGAGAUGGGCUGAAUUGGGCUGGCUGCUCAGUCAUAGUCCUCCUGGGACAGCAGCGUCGCUUUGAUCUCUUUGACUUCUGUUACCACCUGUUAAAAGUGCAGAGGCAGGAUGGGAAAGAUGAAAUCAUAAAGAAUGUGGUAAGUCUGGGGGUGAACACUGAGCUGAAUGUCAGGUUGCUUGACUAUUUAGCUCAAUAUUGUCUACUCCAGUGGUUCCCAAUUAGGGGUCCAGGGACCCCUGGGGGUCUGUGGAAUGCACCCAGGGGGUCCACAGCCCUUACCUUCCCUCCUCAACUAUUUUUUUGUCAUUUCUGCAUGGAAAUAUCACAAAUUUUAUGGUCUUUUCUUUAGUAUAUCUAAAAUCCCUUGCUUAUUAGGGGCUACCCCACAUUUUGUUCAAAAAAAUUGCUUUGCAGAGGUAACUACAAUAGAAUUAUCAAAAUUUUCAAAAGUGGGGCGGGGGAGUCCAUGGCUUGGCUUUUGAAAAAUAGGAGGUCCUCAGUAAUUAGCUAAUUGGGAACCACUGGUCUACUCCAGCUGGCAUUGGCUGACUGUGGUCUGAGACAGAGAUAUGUCACAUCACAUCACCUGCUACCUGGAGUGGAACACAAGAAGCUGCCUGGAGACCCCUGGGUAUAGGGUGGUUGUUGUUUAGUCGUGUCCAACUCUUCAUGACCCCAUGGACCAGGCACUUCUGUCUUCCACUGCCUCCCGCAGUUUGGUCAGACUCAUGUUAGUAGCUUCGAGAACACUGUCCAGCCAUCUCGUCCUCUGUCGUCCCCUUCUCCUUGUGCCCUCCAUCUUUCCCAACAUCAGGGUCUUUUCCAGGGAGUCUUCUCUUCUCAUGAGGUGGCCAAAGUAUUGGAGCCUCAGCUUCAGGAUCUGUCCUUCCAGUGAGCACUCAGGGCUGAUUUCCUUCAGAAUGCAUAGGUUUGAUAUACAGGGUGGUAUAUAAAUUCAAUUGAUGAUGAUGAUGAUGAUAAGCACUUCUGGGCUGGGGAACCUUUCUCGCUUUGUGGGCCAGAUCUUUAUCUGGAUCUGCCUCAUGGCCCAAAUUUGACAGGCUGGCAGGGCCACCCACCUGUCAGUCAAGUGAUGCCAUUAUGUUGCUAAUAGGUACGUAGGAAAUAAGAGGUGUUAUUGGCAUUUUGUCUCUGCAAAAAGCUAGGAAGGAACUGUGUCAGAUAUUAGUUUCUCUAGCUGUUCUUCGCUCCAGCCUUCCAGCAUUUACCUAGCUGUAGAAGCCAGAGGUCUGAAAGCUUCACUGCUCUUUGCUUUGCCUGUCUUUUCAUUUCUUCUCUAGCCUCUUAAAAAAAUGGCUGACCGGAUCAGGAAGUACCAGAUUCUGAACAAUGAGAUUUUUGCCAUCCUGAACAAGUACAUGAAGUCAGUGGAAACAGACAGUUCUACAGUCGAGCAUGUGCGCUGCUUCCAGCCCCCCAUCCAUCAGUCCUUGGCCACCACCUGUUAAAUAGUCCGUGCUGGAAAUGAAAUGUGAGCAUUUGUGUCUUUACAUCUGAAGUCAGUGAGGAAGGAGCGACUGGAUCUCAGAGGCCUGGAAGGGAACCCCUGAGAACACAGAUCUGUCAACAGUGCAGACUUGGAUGGACCCAGUAUACAAAGAAGCAUUUUCCGAGAAGGCCUGUUUUGAAUGCAUGUUCUUCUAUAGUAUCUUUCUGGUUGGUUUUACCCAUAGCUUUGAAAAUGUGGUGAGAUGGAGCAAAAUGUGGUUUUUUCUCCUGUGGUAUCGUCAGCUUUUGUGAUGACCAAGAACAACCCAAUCAAGCACAAAACUUUAUGGCCCUUAAAAGAGUUGUUGUUUUUUGGGGGUGUUACAGUUGAAGCAGUCAUCGCUUCAGUGUGUUGCAAGUCUUCCGCUUGAUGCACCAUGUGACUGAAAAGCCUUCCUGCUUGAUGGGAAACAACAGCUUAAAUGUUUAAAACAUUCAGAAAUGCUAAGUUGUUCCUGCAAUAGAUGAUAAAGAGCUGUGUGAUUUACGCAAGCAAAAAAAAAAAAAUCAGGUUCUUUUAGAGAUGGAAUAUUGACUAUCAUUCUCCACCUAGAAUUAGAGGAUUUUUUGUCAUUGCCUUGUUGUCCUCUGCUCUUCUAAAAUUGUUUCGGGUGCAGUCUUGUGCACAAUUAGCUGGAAACAAGCCACAUGUAUAGGACAGUGUAUAGGACCUUUCUAAGUUUACUUAAGCGGUGGAGCAUUGACAAAAGAGUCUUCUCAUAUUUUGAAUUGAUUAUCACUGCUAUGGUGGCCCUGUAUAAUACCUUCCCCUUAACCAAGUACUGUUGGCAGUAGUUUUACCUGAGCGUCUAGAAUUUUAUAGAGCCAGGAGAAGAGGCACUGAUUGUCAUGACCCAGACUCUUGAUAAAGUUGCCGGGUCAAGGAACUAGUAAGUUCUUUGAGAAAUGCGAUUGAUGCAUUCUUUGGGAUAUAGUCAAUAGAAUAAUGAGAUCAAUACACUUCCCCAUUCUGGGAAAAUAUAUGACAUUUGGUUCAGACUUAGGUAUCCAAACUUUGGAAACAAUGCUAAAAAAUAGAUUUGGCAUGACUUCAGGGUGUUUAGAAACAAACAAAAGGCAGCAGCUUAUAUAUCAUUAAUAUGUGUGGUUCCAAAGGCAUGCAGAAUUUCAACAAAAGUUAAAAAUUGCCCUGUCAUAACCCUGUAGAACAAAGAGGUAAACAUAGGAAUUUCUGUGUGAACGAUUCACAGAAUUGGAGAUCGAGGCGGGACUCAAAAGGUCAUGCUUCUGCAGUUCCCUACACCAAAGGAGACCUCCUGUCACCAGUGUACCCUAGAGCUCAGAUUAGAGUGCACUACCUGUAGGAGGUAGAAACAAGAAAGGGAUGUGUAUGGGAGGAGAAAGCCUGGAGAGAAAAUACCAGAGACAAUGCAAAGAAGCCAUGUUACAGUGCUACAGAGAAGUCUCUCCAAACUAAUGAGAAAGUUUAGAACAAGUCUACUGAGACAGGUACCAAAGUUUAGAAGGCUGUAUAAUAUCCUGAAAUGAAAAUAACAUUCUUUAAGAUAUUGAAAGAAGAAUUAGUUUCUGCUAGGCUAUCAUAAGGCACUUGAGUUAUUUACCAUGCAAGUUUCCCGUCCCCCAGUUGCCUACCGUGACUAUUUAAGGGUUUCAGAAUUGCAACCCUUUAAUAUUUAGGUAGUUUAGAUUGAAUUUCCUACAAGGAAAAGGCAGCAUUUGAUCUCCCUUCUGAUUUGCUCUACAGAUUUCAGAAUAAAGCAUUAAGGAAAUAUUUAAAAUGCAGUCUAUUAGACAAAGGGCACACAGUGCACCAGAAAGUUCUCCUGUACAAGCCACAAAACAAUGAAAGGGAGAAGUGCAGGACCAUAACCACGUUCACUUCCCUGGAGCUUGCUCAGGAAAACAUCCUGGUAGAUUGUUGAAGGGAUGUAUAUGUUGGUGUGUUGCCCUAAUUUUUACCCUGUCAGGCUCCAUCACUGUCAGGGCAGAUGUCAGAGCAUCCAGCAUUUAUCCCAGACUCCAGACAUUUAGUUCUUUAGUCUAACUUUCGCCAAGAGAAAUCGCCACUUUAAAAAAAAGUGUUGGUUUUUUUUGAAAAACAACCAGGUGUUUUAGGUCUGUGUUUUUCCUCCUUUGUCUCACCAUAAAGCUGAUACAGUACUUAAUUGCUGGUGUUUGGUUCAUUGUCACAGCAUGAUGACAAAUCUUACGAAGCCAGAGACUCAGCAUUUUUUUUCUCCUUGAGGGCGCAUGAAGUAGAAACCUCUUAAUUGUCUGUGUCAGGCACAGGAAGAACAUUCUGUUUCAAGGGGCAGCAACGACGUGGAAUUAUUACCAUGAAGUAUGUUUCCUUUGGCAGAUACCUUUAUUUCCUUAAAGGCUCUCAUCUUUUUCCAAAGUAACUAAUAAAUAUCCCUCCACAGAAUCUGGGGAGCAUGUUUGCAGCAUUUCAAACUGCAAGAUACAUCUUGCAAUGUGGAAUUAAGGCAAUGCUCAGAAAAGUAACCUGAAGACUCUUAACUCAGUCAGAAACAAACAAAGGGGCUUGGAAGUCCAAAGGGGGGAAAUUAACUUCCAGCAAAUCCCAUCUUAAAUAUCUAAUGCAACAAUUAAAGUGCUUCAGGGGUUUUUUUGAGAGCACAUAUUGUCAGUUUAACUGAAUUUCAUUCUCUUCAUGCACCUUAGUAACCCUCAACUUCAGAUUUGCAAAACUGAACCAAACACUAUGUAAACACCCCAGAGUUAGAAUCUGAACACAUCUAAUGAAAUAGACAAAUAGGAUGCUGUUCAUUUUUAUUUUUAUUCCCACAGCCUUUUCAAAAUAAAAUUCAAUCUUUUUGUGGUGGUUACUUAACAGAGCAUGAUACCACAGGUGUAAACACUCAGGCCACUUGAGAAAGUCAUUACAAUCCAGAACAAAUGCCAUUCCGAGGCCUACUCUGUAGUAUCAGCUGCAAUAUGUUAUAUUUAACAACCCAUAUCCAAUAGAAGAGUCAACUAGAUGAUCAUAAUUCCAAUAAUCGUUUCCAGUUCUAGGAAAUGGAAUUUUUAGCUAUGCUCACACAUUGCAUUUUAACACUGUUACUCACACAUGGGUUGUGGGUUAUUCUCUGUUGAGAUCAAUGCUAUUUAUAGGGAAAUCCUAAAUGCUUUAAGUACACAAGUGAGAAGGAAAACAGGGUUGACUUCUGAGUCUUUGAGUGUGGGGAAAACUCAGGGUAAGUUUACAGUAUUUCCUAGAGUUUUUAAAGUAUCUGUCCAACAUGGUUUCCUUUCUCCCAGGAUGUUUUUGCCCUGAGAUUUCCAUCUUUUGAAUUCCCAGCAAAGAAUCCCAGUGGCCUUCAUAGGAUGCUCUUUAUGAGAUAGUUCUGGUCCUCCUACUUGCAGACUAAAUAACAAAGUUGUUAUCAAAGAGUGAGCUGAGUGAACCAGAUUUUCCUCCAUGCUAAAAAAGAAAUGUAACAUCUAAGUCUGUCCCCAACUGUGUGAGAAGAUACACUGUCCCACAGGAACACUUUAUGCCACAAGAAACAAAUAAAUAUAAUAAUUAAGAAUACCUGCAAGAAUGUUCCCCGGAAGAUGCUGUGGAUGCAUCUCUUCUGUUCUGUCCUAGCCUUCCCAUCAACAUCUACUGUAAGAGGAUAAUUCUUACAUAAAGUGCCAUUACUUGCCUUCCAAGAAUGCCCAGAACAAUGAGUCAUAUGGAAGCACGGAGUGGAACUCCUCUGAGGACAGACAGGUCUUACUCCAGACACAUAGCUUAUGGGGGAGUAAGCAUGAAAUGCACCUCCUAUUUUAUUUAAAAAGAAAAAGGUGUUUCUCACCUAUCAGAAUUACAAACCCUGGAUCAGUGAUCCUUACCUUUUCCCCUGUAGGUGGAAAAGCAUACUGGAGAGGCCCAGUGGCUUGGACCCAAACUCAUCCUGUGCCAAUGUAAUGCAAGAAAACCUCCUGGAGUUCUGCUGAUUUUUCAGCCUUGGGGGGGCCAUGCCAUGCCCAACCUUUUUGGGUGUGUGUAUGGUGGCGGGGACACAAUGGAAAGGAGCCAGGCCAGGAAAGUCCCAUUGCAUGAGCAGAAUUCUGCGUGUACUUCUCUGGAUCCAGCCCAUUAUAUUUUUGAAUAGACCAGUGGCUGAAAGAGAAAGGGCUAGGCAAAGGACGGGGAAUGAUCUGGGCUCCCCCUCCCCCAUGUCCACCUGUCAUUCCCCUGGCAUCAUAUGACAUCAGGUUAUUCAAGCUUUCCUUGUCGUAAAAUAGCUGGGAGUCUUCCGGUCAUUCCUUUGCAGACAUGCCCUACACAACCUUGAGGAUGUCUGGGUGGACAUGUCUGGGGAGGGGAUGGCCUUGUGAGUAAAAUUAGAACCUCUAGAAGACCAAAUUUGGCACACAGACCAUAUGUUCCCUGUACCUUAGUUAGGCUGCCCUAACCCCAUCCUCACCACUGUCUCAAGUCUUGAUUGCCGCUUCCAAGGCUGUUUUUCAGUAAAAAUAAAAUAAAAACAGGCACCAUGUUUAGGGGCCGGGAAAGAAACAUGCAAUGGUGUGCAACGUGUCAUUUGGCUUUUUAAGUGUUUCUGGUGGGAACCAGGAAACCACAAAGGUACGUACCACAAGGUAGGGCCUGACAAAAGGAUAAACCAAGCCUUGAGGAUGUAGACUCCAGACUACUUCAGCAAUGAUGAUGAACAGCUGUGGCCCUUUCAGGCUUUAAACAGUCUAUCAGGUUGAUUUUUUUGUGACUUGACAUUAAAGAACAAACUCUCUGCACUUCAACCAUGUUCCCUUUACCAACAGAAUUUGUCAGAAGUGUCAGUGGUCAUAUUAAUUCCUAUUCUCUUCUGUAUUAUUCUGGUUUUAAUUGAUAUUUGUCUAUUUGAGAACAUGAGCAAGGUGCUGUUUUUAAGAACAGAUGUUUUUAAAAAAGGACUUUGCAUAAUUCUUUCAAAUGUAUCAUAUUUGUAUGAAGACUUGUCCAGGACUUUUUUGUACAAUGAAUUUACAUUUAUUUAUGGUGCGGUAUAUUCACAGUAGUGAUCAACUAUGGUGUUUGAAUUCUUGAAUCAUAUUUGCUAUGCAGCGGGAAAUGAUAUAUCUUGUUUUGUAUUUUUGUUCCUUCAUCAUUGGUCAACAGAAGUUCUUCAUUUCCAUUCAAAAUGCUUCUGUAUCGAUAAGACACCCUGUGUGUGGUGACAUGAUGACCUGUAUUGCAACUUCCAACAAUAUGUACAGCAAAGCUAGGAUGAAUCCUGUUAACAAGGGAAAAAUAAAAGUUGAGUCAUAAAUGGUUUGAAUGAAAG